This is a messenger RNA of Pelobates cultripes (western spadefoot toad), 82446 nucleotides long. NCBI's taxonomy places the organism in Eukaryota, Metazoa, Chordata, Amphibia, Anura, Pelobatidae. The record is from the annotation of a GenBank genome assembly.
CGGACAAUCAGAUGGGGGUCUGUCUGUACUCAGAACAUUUAGACUGCUACGUGUUCUGAAACUGGUCCGCUUCAUGCCAGCUCUACGUCGUCAAUUGGUAGUCCUUAUGAAGACCAUGGACAACGUGGCCACCUUCUGCAUGCUUCUCAUGUUGUUCAUCUUUAUCUUCAGGUACAGAGAAAAUCUAUGUCAGAGUUCCACUAAUGGACCUGAGGUCACCUGGGUGGCCGUCGUUAAUAGCGCUAACCCUGCUUCUUUUCAGUAAAUGUUUUGUGUUUGUGUAAUCUUUUACAGCUGAGAAUCAAAUCUGUGUCCCACACUUUGAUAACUAGCAGCAUUAUUCACUAAAGUGAGAAUUCAAAACGAAUUUCAGAUUUAAGGCCAAAUUAGCUAAACUGGAAAAAAUCUCUAAAUCAGCAAUACUUCCUGUUGGGGCUACUUUGGCCUGGCAUCUAAAAAUCCCAUCCUGCAACUUUAACAUGUGCAACAUCUUCCUUUUUAUUUUGAUUGACUAAAUCCUGGGCAGAAAUAACUACAUCCCUUCAUUUUAUAAACUGUUCAUUUUUUUCAGGCCAGAUUAAUUCUAGCCUGCAGUUAUGUGAUACAUGGAGAGAGAGCAGUGAUACACUGAAUGCAACUGUUGCUGUAGCAGCAAAAAAGUCCGCUUUGUAUGUUUAAAAAGAAUGACAGAUAUGCAUAAUUCAUUUUUGCCGAAAGAAGAUUAAAAUGAAUAUUUACUAAAAUCUGGUUAUAUUCCUUUAGAGUUUUUUGUUUCUUUAAAAAAAUUGCCCUGUUUUAAAGUUAAUGUUGCAAAUUUGUAUGGGGAACUUUUAAAAUCAUGUUUCCAGAUAAUGUCGGUAGACUGGUUUCAGGUGCCUAAAAGUCAUUUGUUUACUUUAGCAAUGUGACAUUUUUUUACACCAGGCUUCCCCAAACUCCGGCCCUCCAGAUGUUGCUGAACUACAACUCCCAUGAUUCUAUGAAUGAAAUAGAUAGACCGAGAAUCAUGGGAGUUGUAGUUCAGCAACAUCUGGAGGGCCGGAAUUUGGGGAAGCCUGUUUUACACCCUUUCCCUAGAAUUUUGUCUCAUUGUGGAAAAUAAAAGACAUCAUAUGGUUUAAUGUAUAUAGGAUAUAGGUUCUACAGUAGGAAGAAAAAACAAAACAUCAUAGUGUACUAUCUUAUUUAUUUAUUUAUUUAUUUAUUUAUUAUUGCCAUUUAUAUAGCGCCAACAGAUUCCGUAGCGCUUUACAAUAUUUUGAGGGGAUGUAACAAUAAAUAGGACAAUUACAAGAAAACUUACAGGAACAAUAGGUUGAAGAGGACCCUGCUCAAACGAGCUUACAGACUAUAGGAGGUGGGGUAUUAGAAACAUUAGGACAUGGAAUAUGGAAUAGUGGUGUUCAAAGUUGCACUCACAAUAAGGAGAUUGAUUGAAGGCACAUCAAUAUUAAGGUUGACUAGCGAUCUUCCCCACGUAUAUAAGGGUAUAUAGGAGAGAAAGAAAUGUAGUAAUAAAUGCAGACUGUUAUUCACCUGGUGAAGCACUAGAUAAGGGAACACUUACAGAAUUGCAGAGGUGUAUAAGCAUAUCAUAUCACAGGUGCCCAGGAAUCCGGAGAGAGUCCGCCAAAGCAUUCAAGUACAGAUAAGCAAAAAACCUAUUGACUUGUAAGAUUUAUUAAGUAUAACAAUUUAAAACAAAACAUAAAUAAAAACACAAUCAAAAUAAAACUCUCCUAUAAAAUCCCAACCCUACGCGUUUCGUCUGGCACAAUGCAGACUUCCACAGGAGACUGAUCUUCAUUUCAUUUUACCCCUGAGGAAGUCUGCAUUGUGCCAGACGAAACGCGUAGGGUUGGGAUUUUAUACGUGGGGAAGAUCGCUAGUCAACCUUAAUAUUGAUGUGCCUUCAAUCAAUCUUCUUAUUGCGAGUGCAACUUUGAACACCACUAUCAAUAUUUAUUUAAGAUAGUACACUAUGAUGUUUUGUUUUUUCUUCCUACUGUAGAACCUAUAUCCUAUAUAUGUUUUGAGAGGACUGGAAGGAGUCCCUUUUUGUUCUGAUUCUACAGGGUGAGGUAUAAAUUUGUAUAGGUGAAGUGUGUUGUGUUUCACCUCCUCACUUUAUGUCUUUCCACCUGUGAUUGUUAAGGGUGUUUUUUUUAUUGUAUCAUAUGGUUUAAUGCUGAAAUUUUUUUUCAUUAUGGUAACGUUUUUACAAACUCUGGGUUACAUAAAGGGUUGGAAGUAAUUAUGGGUUUUCUAUUCUAUCCAUAAUACAUGUUUUCGAUUCCCCUUUCAGCAUUCUUGGCAUGCAUCUUUUUGGUUGUAAGUUUACCGUGAAGACCGACACCGGGGAUACAAUCACCGACAGAAAAAACUUUGAUUCUUUACUUUGGGCCAUUGUAACUGUUUUCCAGGUAAGAUGGGAAGAUCAACUCUUUGUGGAAUUUGGGGAACUGUGAAUCCAAAAAUUGGUGGCAUGGUUUUUGGUAUAGAAUAAAAUUUUUCCUUCGUAAUAUUCAUGAUAGUGUGGUCAUAAUUUCAGCUUAAAGGGACACUAUAGUCACCCAGACUACUUCAUCACGAUGAAGUGGUCUGGAUGCAGUGUCACUGUCCUUUUAACCCUGCAAUGUAAAACAUGGCAAUUUUUUGCAGAGCUAAGUCCACUUUCAGAGUAAAACGUGGUCAUGUAAUGUGGAAACACCAUAGAAAAAACUUGAUUCUAUGUAUUCCUAUGGGGAAGUUUGAAUCCACAAGGCAAUCUUUAAACAUGCGCAUUAGGUUUCCAAUGUUUAUCUAUAAUGCUCUUCUGUGACUACGUAGCAGGCAGAGAGGUUAGCAGUGCCAAGAGAGCCUUGGUGCUGGGAAUAAGUAUGUUAUACACAUUCUUUUUCAAAUUUUAAUGCAGGGGGAAAAAGAGUAAGGGCAGGGACACUAUAGCCUCAAGAAAACAGAUUUGUAUUCCUAACGCUAUAGUGUUUCUUUAAUCAUUAACUCAUAGGGUUGUUUGAUCAACUGGGAAUUCAAAGUGAUUUCAAAUGGAAUUUCAAAUUUAGGGGCAAAUUAACUUAACUGGAAAAUCCAUCUAUGCUUUUAGUUGUAUAACACCAAAACAGGACACAUUAUUAAAAAAUCAUCAGAGAAUUAGGUUUUAUGAAAAUAACAUCUCUCCACAUGUACUUGAAUGCUGUAAACUGACAUUGUCAUCCAUGCAUAAAAGCCACUUAAAAAUAAAUACAUCGAUUGCAUAAUUUUCAUCGGGACAAAUUAACAAGAUUUCUAUCACAAAUCGAAAUCGGCUUGUGUUAAAGGAUUAAAUAUAAUCUCUAGUCGGAAAUGCAUCCAAAACGCAAUUCUAAACCCUCAAAUCUUAAUUAAUGUUUUGUGGUUUUCAAUUGUGUUUUGUCUGAAGCCCCCAUUAUGAAGCAAUCAGAAAUUAUAAUGCUUUACUUUUUCAACCUUAGCUUUCUGAUGGAUCCGCAUGAGUUCCCAUUUACAGCCCGAUUUUAUAAUCCACUGAAAAUCCUUAAACUUGCCUGCUGACUGUUAGAGGAAUAUUGCAUAGCAUCCACACUAGGACUAUGUUGUUUUCAACCGUGUUGAAAUGAUUGCUAAAAUGCUAUCGAUCAGUUCGCAUGAUGCAAAAGAUCAUUUACAGAAAAUUACACCCAGAUAUUGGCUAUUUGUAGAGUUUAGUAAUUUACUUGGAAGAAAUAUAUUUUAGAAAAAAAACAAAAACCCUGUACAUUCAGCAAAUAUUGCGACAGAUUUCUGUGGUCACACUAUUGCUUUAAAAUGUUAGUUCAUCAAUGUUACAAAUUUUAUCAUUUGGAGAUAUUAGAUACGACGGUCACUGAGCUACUUCUUUGGGUUGCCGACUUCAGUAUUUUUUAAUGGAAGGACAGGUAUCUAGAAUAGCCGUAAGGCAUUCGAGAAGAGUGGCUUAAAUGCUGGGAGCAAGUAACUGAGUACAACUCUCUGUGACUUCCAGGGGGUAUCAUUCUGUCUUUAACAUUGAAAUUCACUUUGAAAUUGCUUUGAAUUCUUUAGUUACUAACUCAAUAAGUGAAAAUUGUAACUAGUAACUAAUAAUAAGGGUAAAAAGGGACACUACACUACCAUUGAAACCAUGACAGCUAAUAAGUAGGAAAUGACAUGUGUACGACCAUUUUAAUCCCAGUGGGGGCCUAUCUCUUUCUAUGUUUUUGUGGGGAUUAGAUGAUUGAAAAGUACACCACGCCAAACAUGUUUAAGGAUCAAAAGCCAUUUUAUAACUUCAUAUCUGUCUGUCUGUGUACUUAUGUAUUAUGCCUCAAUCACGCAGAGCGUCCAUAGGAAAGCAUUGAAAAAUGUUUUCCUACGGACACUUUGAAUGCACGCGCAUUCGGCGCCGGCGACGUCAGUCAAAGAUGCUUACGUCGGCGGGGGAGGAAAGGUAAGGGAGCCUGGCGGGGGAAAAGGGUGAGUAGCUGAAGGGGUUUUAAGGGGUUUUAACCCCUUCAGCACCGCGGGAGGGGGACCCUGAGGGUGGGGGCACCCUCGGGGUACUAUAGUUGUCCCUUUAAACUGCAGUCUUCAAAUUAAAUACAUUGUUACCAUUUAUACCAUAGUUUGCCACUGUAAUUCUCUGUGCAUGCAGUUUGUAUCAUUUAAUGUUUCUAACCAAUAUUACAUGUACACAGUUAUUAAUAUUCUGGUUGAUAGAAUUUAGUACAACACAUGGCUACUCUACCUUCUCUCCGCCUCCUGACCCAAGCAAACAUACACUGACUCAAGCAGACACAGACACUGACUCAGACACACACAAACACACUGACCAAAGCAGACACACAGACACACACACUGAUCCAAACACACGCACACACUGAUGUAGACACACACACCGAUCCAUGCACACACACUGAUUCAAGUAGAUACACACACUGACUCAAGCAGACACACACACACUGAUUCAAGCAGACACACACACAUUAACUCAAGCAGACACACACACUGACCCAAGCACACACACACACACUGACCUAAGCACACACACUGAUCAAAGCAGACACACACACACACACUGACUCAAGCAGACACACACACUCACUAACUCAAGUAGACACACACAUACUGACUGAAGCAGGCUAACACACACUAUUAAGUUCCCCUCUUGCCUUAAUUUCACAUUGUCUCUCUGUAGGUCACAGGCUUUUGGAUUGCGCCUGGCUGACUUGAGUCUCUCUCAGUCCCGCCCUCGCUAUCCUCCCGCCCACUUGACCCUGAGUACAAGGAAAGGGGUGGAAGCGAUCGCAAUAUGUACCCGUCCACUGCCGGCAUAUUAGGAUGGGUUGGGGGGCGGCUCUCUGUAAUUUUUGCGUGUGAAGGUUGAUGGCACCAGGUACUAGUCUGCAGCUAUGUAAGUGCUCCCUAGCGCCGGUGCCAUCAACCAGCGGCACACAAUAUACAUAAUAAGUAAAGCUGCUGCCGGUGCUCCCCUUAAGCAGCAGCCUAUGUGGCUGCCUAAUCAGCCUAAAGAACGAGCCGGCCCUGCACUCGCAGAAACUACAACAAUAGUAAAGCUCUGAAUUUUUCCUCAGAACUGCCCACCCAGGUUCCGCCUAAAUAUACAGCAUGCUCCUCCAGCUGUUAGAGAUUCUCAUUCAAUUACCUCUUCAUUCCCUUUACAAUUUACCAAUAGCUGCUUCUCUCUGUUAACUGCUUUAGCCAUCACCUCCAAACUUCCCCUGCUACCUGUUUCCCCUGCUACGUCUCAAAUCCCCACUAUAUCCAUUUGAUUGUAAGUUCACGGGCUAUCUAGAGCUUAAAUGUCUAGAUCUCAGCUUACGGGCAUUUUGUAUUUGUCUGUGUAUAUUGUACGUCCUCCACUAAUUGUACAGCGCUACGGAAUCUGUUGGCGCUUUUAAAAUACCAUUAAUUAAUAAAUAAAUAUCUCAAUGUUUAUUUAGGCCUUUUUGUCUUUCUUUAUCUAUAUCUGAUUGUGUCGAUCUAUAUAUCUAUACUGGUCUUUCUGUCUUUAUAUAUCUAUGUAUUUCUAACUCUAUAUCUAUCUAUAUUGGUAGUUCUGUCUUUAUAUAUCUAUAUCUGUCUGUAUCUAUCUCUAUCUAUCUAUAUAUACAUUCUAUCUGUCUGUCUGUCUAUCUAGCUAUCUAUCUAUCUAUCUAUCUAUCUCUGUGUCUGUCUUUCUAUCCAUCUUGCUAUCUAUCCAGGGCCGGACUGGGGAAAAAAUUCGUCCCGGGCAUUUUUCAAUCAGAGCGGCCCCCUGAGAAGUGGGCGGGGCCAGAGAGGGUGUGUUUUGUCAUCACUAAGGACAAGCCUGCCCCCUCUCAAAGUGAGCAUGUUGGUUCAAUGCCCAGAGCCCCGCUGAAGAGCUCUAACAUUAGAAAAAGGCCCUGUAUUUGUUCUGCGCAGCGCAAGCAAAUUUAAUAACAUGCUUGCGCUGUGUUUGCUUUUAAAUUGUCUCUGGUGUCUCCACAAGUGGGAUACCAGAGGAUAAAAGGGCCAGGAAAGUGUAUGGUGCAUGUGUUUGGAGCCUGCUUGUGGGAUUGCGUGUGUGUAAAGUGUGGUGUGGUAUUGUGUAAACAGGUCAAUUUCAUUUGUGUUUGUGGUGUAAUAAGUGUGGCUAGGGGCUGUAGAGAGUGUGUGUAUAGGGGGCAUAGUGUUAUAGGGGAUGUAGCGAGUGUGUGCAUACGGGCUGUAGUGUGUGUGUGUGUGUGUGUGUGUGUGUAUAGGUGACGUAGUGUGUGUAGGGGUUGUAGAGAGUGUGUGUUUAGAGAAUGUUAUAUCCCCCCCUCCCUUCUUACCUUUAGCCUGGAGGGUAGGGUGGGCCAUGCUGCCAUGGAAGGGGGACCGUGCUGCCUGGUGGUCUUAGUGGAACCCGGGGGAGCUGCUGGCUAGAGCUCCUUGUGUUCUCUCCUGCCUCACUCCCUCUUUCUCCAGCCAGCGGUCACAUAUCAGUGCCUGUGGGCCGGUGAGGGAGAUCUUUGAUCUCCCCACCGGCCCAUGAAGGCACACAGCAGGGCCGGCGCUCAGAUAGUGCUGGCUCUGCAUGGGUUGACAGGGGAGAUCCUGUGAUCUCCCUUGCUGGCCUCGGCCCAUGGCCAUCGCGGCCCACCGGGCAUUUGCCCGAUAUGCCCUGAUGACCAGUCCGUGCCUGUAUCUAUCUAUCUAUCUAUAGCUGUCUGUCUAUCUAUGUCUGUCUCGCUAUCUGGGCCUGUCUGUCACUAUCUCUGUAUCACUGUUAACCCUUUCAAGCACACCCAUUUUAACACAAGAUGAAAAGAUUUAAUGAUUAUGUAUGGAGUUAUUCCUCAUAUGUUUAACUCUUUGUUAACCUUUGUCUUCCCUACACCAGAUUCUCACCCAGGAAGAUUGGAAUAUGGUCCUGUAUAAUGGCAUGGCUUCUACGUCAUCAUGGGCGGCGCUUUACUUUGUGGCCUUGAUGACGUUUGGGAAUUACGUCCUGUUUAACCUAUUAGUAGCCAUUUUGGUGGAAGGUUUUCAAGCAGAGGUAAAGUGCCUCCAUCUCUUCUAACACCCAAAGCUGUCCAUUGCAAGGCUUAGUUAGCGAUUACCUUUGAAAUGCAGAACAGUGCUGUAAACAUUUUGCAAUUAGCUUCACACAUACGGACGGCCUUUAGAAAAUUCAGGCUAGUAGAAGCAGUUACUGGAUCUACUUGAUAUCUGGUGUUAAUAUGUAAAGUAGGCCAAUGUGAGCUUCUGUGUGCGUCCAGUGCUGUUGAUUUCAGUGAUUCCCUGUGCCCUCACUGCUGCAUACAUGACGAUUUACAAAAAAUAUAUAAUAUUUGUGUCACGAUUCGGGGAACCCAACACGCUGGCACACACACACACACAGAAAAGGUGCCGUACCGGACCUUAGAGUGGCCGGGCUAAGCACACACAGAAUAGUCAGGAAACAAGCCGAGUAAGGGGAACCAGAAGACAGAAUAACGUGAAACGAGCCAAGGUCAAAGGGUAGGAGAAAGUCACAGAGUCAGAUAAACAAGCCAGAGAGUACGUAACCAGAAGCACAAGGUAAGUAGCAAUACUAGCAAGCAAAGACCACAACAGGGCAGGGAGGAACAGGAAAGGUAAGUAUUUAAACCAUAAGGUUAAUUCUGAUUGGAUAAUUUCCAAUCAGAAUUAACAAUCACACGUGGGAGAUAUCUAGACCUCCCACUGUGAUUGAGACACUGUGCCUUUAACGCCGGGUCAGGUGACUGACCCCGGCGUGUACUAACUUGGGCGGUCUCCCAGCGUGCAGCGUCAUGUAUGCUGCCGCUGGGGGACGUGGAGGAAACGGCGGGCGGCAUCCGAGGCUGGAAGGAUGCCGCUCGCCGAGCCCACGAGGAGGAGACCGCGGACGGCUGGAGGGUGAGUACCGCGAGCGGAGUGCAGCCUCCCCUCGCAGCCACCCGCGGGAUACCGACAAUUUGUACAUGUAGAACUUUGCCAGGAGUUGAAGAAAGUUGCAGGAUGACAUAACAGACAGGUCCUAACUAUGCCUGUUUACUUGCUUAUUAGGGAUGCAAUUUGAUCAUCGUCAAACAUUGGCAAUUAUUUCUAAGCCUAACCCUAACCCUACCUCUAACCCUAACACUAACCCUACACCUAAUUCUAACAUCAAUCUUACUUCUAACCCUAACACCAAUCAUAACCCUACCUCUAACCCUGACACCAAUUAUAACCCUACCCCUAACACAAGCCAUAACCACAGCAGCAACUUCUGUACCCUAACAUUAAACCCUACCAGAAACACUUACCCUAGCCAUAAUGCUAACUCUAACUGUAGCUCACAAGGAGAGAUGCACACAGCUCAUUUGUCAGUCUGUGGUCACUGACUGAAGCCUCAGUUGACAGAGGGGAGCCUCAAGUAUCAAAUGGUACCUGGUGUCCCGGUUACCAACAGGAACCUAGCCCUGUUGGUAUGUUAAAGGCAUGAAGGUUUAUGCCAUCAAUGGGUGUUAAAGCCCUGCACUGGAUGCCAGCAUAGACUGCCAUGCAGUACUUAAGGGGUUAAUGUUAAGAAGCUUGUGUAUCUGUCACUCCAAGUGAGCCCCCAUUACUGUGCCCACUCGUGAAUUCACACAUGUUAUUGCUCACAGUGAAAAACCAAGACCUUGGUCAGUGCAGCCAGAGAACAGAAUGCAGUCCUUACUGUAGAACAGUGUUUUGUAACCCUUCAAUUUAGACACAAAAUCAGGUCCCCGUGCCAUUUAAGUGUGCCCCCAUUGGUAGUAACAGGGGUAUUACAAGGAGGUAACUGCAUAUCUCAGUGGUAACAGUAGAAGAGCUGUCUUUGUAAAUGCAACGGAGACAACUUUGAUAUUGAGAGGAGUCAAAUGAUAUUGUCUUACAGAAGUUAUUUAAUUAAAUGUACAAUAUGGCACAUUUUAGUCUCCAUAUAUAUAUAUAUAUAUAAUAAUAUAUGAUCAGUAUUUAGACAAAUACAGUAUGUGUCCUUUUCACUGUAAAGACUGAGAGAACAGUCAGAGGUUAUCCUGAUUGCCGAUGUCUAUAAAAACUGCACUAUUCAGAGUUGCGGUGACAAGAUAAAAUAUCGUUAAAUAAAGUCAUGAUAGAUUUCCGUCCUUCUAAUGCAGGAAUCUAUAUUCACAUGAUAUCAGCAGCCAGGCGUCUGGCACAGCAAUGUCUGACUGCUCAUAAAAUUAUGGUUUCUCAGAUGAAGCAUGAAGUGGAUAAUAAAAUUUACUGCACUUCCAGGAAAUCGCACCCCCUCCCAAAAUGCUGAGUCUCCCCAUUUUUUUUGUUCGCUGAGGGAUUUGCCAGAUAGUGAGAUCAGCUAUAUAAUAACCUUCAAAAACGUUAGAGGGGGAAAGGAAUUUUUAAUGCCUUAAGUAUCUCAUUACCAUCCUUCGACUCUUCACGUAAUUAAAGAAAACAUAUAAUUUAGUCGUCAAAGUUAUCGUCAUUUUAAAAAAAAAGUUUUUACAAGAUCAUUAGUGAAUACAAAUUAACAAGAGAAAAAUCCUGCUCGGCCCCAUUAAUUGCAAUACACUUCAAGUGUUACCAGGCUUCAAAUUAGUUUAAAUGACUUUAACCUUAAUGAUAUUCUAUAGAUUUUAUAAAGUAAUGGGGUGAAGUUUGAAAUAUGAGUCACUAAAUCGGAUGUUUCAAGAAUCCAUUAAGGAACGUCUGAUACAAUGUUAUUUGGUUUUGCUUUUUUUUAUAAAAGGGCAUUCCAGUCUGGAGUUGACUCGUUCCUUUUUAACUAUAGAAGGAAUAGCGUGCUGUACUAGUUAUGGUGCCAGAAGUGCCCUGGUACCUCCACAGUGUAUGUUGUCAGACCUACAUGCAAAUGGUUUGAUUUCUUUCUCCAGUUCCUCCAGGCACCGUUGCCUCCUGUCUACACUCAGAAAUUCUCUGCCUUGAACUAAGCCUGCUAUGCCGGCCUUAGCUCAUUGGCUCAGAGCAGUCAGGUGACCACUCAUUUAAUGAGCUGGUCCUGCACAGUUGGGUUUAGCUCAGGAGAGCUAACUGAUGCUUCAUGCAGGACGUCCAGCUCUCCUUUCUGGCUCCAGGGGGACAGGGAGUGGUGCCUGCUGAACCCAGGGGAACGAAGUCAAACAGUUUGACUACAUACACCGGGGAUGUGCUAGGGCACUCCUGUCACUAUGACCACUACAGUGGUUACAGUUCUACCUUUGGAGAACUUGCAUUUGAUAAAAUUCUCUGAGAUCCAACUGAGACCAGGGAGUAAUUGAAAAGCUUUCAUUCAGUGGAGAGUUGAGCAUUUCCCGUAUAUAUCUCAUCGAUAUAUGGAUUCUGCUCUGGCAACAAUGUAAUAUAUGCAAAAUACAUGUGUGAGACCACAGAUUUAGCUGGUAGAAACCUCUGUCAGGUUACUAAAAGUUUUAUUUAUGCCGUUUCAUGAAUGUAACUAUAGAGACUAUAUUUAUACCAUAUAAAAGCCCGUUAGAGGAAGUGGACAUUUUCAUGGCAUCUGUCCAUCCUGUGUGUAUGUUCUAUAUAUUUACAUCUAUGUCUAUACAUAUAUAUAAGUGAGAGAGGGGAAUUAGAACUGCAGCAAUGGGAUGAACUGCUUGAAGCAAUGUUUUAUAGUGCUUGUCACUGUAACAACUUUAUAAACUUGAGCUUGCAAUUUUGACAAGCGUCAUGAACUCAACAUUAUAAUGACAUCAAUAAUAAGUCAUAAUUUUAUCCACAUAAAAUGAGUGUAAUUCUGACAAAUUAGGGUUACAGUUAGAGGUUUUAGAUCCUCAUUAUGACUCUGAUUUAUUUAAUUUAAAUUAUCUAAAUUAUCGUGUAGUCAUGAUAUCAUCUUCAUUUUUAGGUCUAAGCUAUCAACAGUAUUUUGUCUAAUUCUUAGUGUGAUGGACCGGAUAUCUACCUAUAAUAUACAGGAGCGUAUUCACUAACAGAAAAUAAUAGUGAAUUGAAACCUAAAUUAGGAAAUAUAGGCUAUAAUAGUUGAUUUGGAAAAAUUAUCCAACUAGAGUCACAACAUACAGCUUACAAGAGCUGUAGUUCUCUUGUCUGCAGCCUUUGCAAACCCUCCCAAUCCAAUCCCGCCCAGACUUUCUGUGGCUGUCCAAUCACAGACUUCCCAAUGCAGCUCAGUGAGUAGUCUUUGCAAGGCAGGUGCUCUGGCAAUUGCUGAGUUUAGCUGAGCUUAGCAAACCAGGAAGUAACAGGACCAGCUGUCUGCUUGAAUGCCGGGGGUGUAACAAGGUUACUUUAUAAAAGCGCACAUUUCUCCUAAAAUCGGCACUUUCUAUAAAAUGUCAAAAGAGGAUACACUCUUCACACAUAAAGCAUUUCAGAAAGAUAAAGUGCUUUAGGGGUCUGAGGUGUCCCUUUAAGCUUACAUUGUGCAGUUUUUUCCUUCAACUAACCACAACAUUUACUGAAUGUUGAAUGUGUUUACUGAAUAAUACCCUCAGUGUUUCUUUCCCUUUUGAGGCAUUCUGCAGAAUCCACCAAGGUGAUACAUUUCAAUUUUAAUCUUCAGCCAUGUCUGCUGAUGUGCCGAUACCCCGUUACCCCCAUAAAUAUAGGCUCCUAGGGCCUUGCCCAUGUUAGUAACAGACAAUUCUGCCUUGUAUGUAGUGCUUUCUCCAAAUAUCCAAAGAUGGCAAGUAAAAUCCCCUGAUUUACGGAGCAUCCAUAAAUCUUUUAAUCUGUUACAGACUACACAAGGUAUUCCAGGUACGCCUCGUGUUGUAUGAAAUGGAUUAGAGCCGCUUUUCUCCAGCUAACACAGAUAAAAAAAAAAGAGAGAAAUUGCAAAACUCAAAUUCAAACUGCGAAAAUUCUUCACGGAUUGUGAGCAAAGCUCAGCAGAACAGAUCUAAUGCUUCCCACUUCCCCCUAAUACCUUGUUUUUAUUCCUCUCCAGGGCGAUGCAACAAGGUCAGACACUGAUGAGGAGAAAGUCUCUGCUAACUUUGAGGAAGACCUGGAGAAGAUACGAGAUCUACGCACAGCAGGUGCAGUGUGAAUCCCUUUACCUUUUAACUCAUUGAGGCUAUUUGGAUUAUGGCUACACCAUUUGUUUCACACUCUUCUAGUGAACACAAUGUUAAAAGAAAAAUUAUCUAGAGAAGCUAUGACACUUUCACAAUUAAAGAAAAUACAUUUUACUUGAAAUGUUGUCUUCUACUGCCAACCCAAGUAUUUUAUUUAACUAAUUUUUUAAAGUGUAUAUGUCAAAAUUUCCAUACAAGAGAGCCACUAAAAAUGUAACUAUGUAUUUUAAAUCUCGCCUAUGGUGCAAGUGGUAUUGAAAAAUACUAUCUCUGUGCAAUCUAGGGUAUUUUGUUGAAUUGUGUAUUGCGGAGAUAGGACAAGACAAUUGCAAAUUCUGAGCCAAAAUAGCCAAUUCAAAUUCUCAGUGCUUUAUUAUUGUCGGGACUUCAAAAGGAAUUUCAAAUGUGAAACCCCAAAUUUUAUUUCACAUGGAAUUUCUAACAAUCCACACUUUAGUAAAUAAAAUCGCUGCAAAAUAUAGGCCAAAAUAGAAACAUUUAAAAAGAGAUCUCCAGCUAACCUCGGGACUUCUGUUGUGGCUGUUUAUGCCUAUUUGUGGCUAUUGAUCUUGUGGUUGCCACAGAGGAAGUUGGCUGUAAGGCAAGCAGCAUCUCAUAUAUUUGGUUUGAGAGAGAGAGAUAAUAAAAUGAACUAUCUUGUUCAUAGUGGUUAUGAGAAAUUUGGAUUCUACAAUUCUCCCAGAAUGCUUUGUUAAAUAUGCAGAUUAGCACAGACAAGCAUGACUUCAUCCUGCAUUUCCUGUAGCCACAAUUGGCAGUCGAGCACUGUUUUAAGUACAGCUUUUUAAAUCAAAGCAUGGGGCUAGUGUUCAAUAAGGCCAAAGUCCAAAAACGAACUUUGUUCAUUUGGGACUCAUCAGCUAGGUGUUAAAGAAAGAUACGGUAAGUACAAUGUAUGAUUAACCCCCCUGCCCCCCCUUCACUGAUUGAUUUGCACAUUAAUUAUAAUUGCGGCUUUUUAUUGAAGAUACAGUGAAGCAGGUGAUUUCAUAGUAAUAUGGCAAAUUGAAUAUUUUCUAUAUGUUCUGUUCAAGGUUAUUUUUGCUCAUAUUGGUCUCUUAGACCAGGGAAGUCCAAAAGGUAGAUCCCCAGAUGUUGCAGAACUACAACUCCCAUGAUGCUUUGCAUGCCUUUGCAUUUAUUUAGAAUGACAAAGCUUUAUGGAAGUUGUCGUUUUAAAAUAUCUGGGGAUCUACCUUUUGGGCACCCCCUGUCUUAGACAAUAGGCCAAGAGGAUUUAUUGGUACUGAGAAGCUUGUCGUGGGUGGUAGACGCUGUAAUUAAGGUGACGUUUCUUUUCUGUCCAGAGUUGAAGAUGUAUUCUCUAGCAGUGACACCAAAUGGACACCUUGACCCUCGUUGUUCUUUGCCACCACCUAUUAUCAUGCGCACGGCUGCCACCCCGAUGCCCACGCCUAAAUGCUCACCCUGUCUGGACCCUGGACACCCAUUCAUAGAUUCAAGAAGAGAAAGCAGCGUGUCUGUAGAUCCAUCCAUGUGUGAUCAGAAGUCUUUGGUGGGUACCUAUAUUUUCUGUUUCUAUGAAAAAAUAUAUUUUUUCACCAUUUAAUUCACUUUGAUUUUGCUUUGAAUUCUGGCAAUUCACACUUUUUAUUAAAUAACCCUGUUUUGCUGUUAUGUAUUUUUCAUUAUUAAAGAGCUAAGGAAUUAACAGGGUUAUUUAUUAGUGACAAAUGCCUCAUAUUCAAAGUGAAUUUCAAAUUUUAAGACCAAAGUAGCCAAACUGGAAUUAUAGUUGAUUUUGAGAAUAUUUCCAGUUCAGCCACUUUGGCCUUAACUUUUCUCACUUUACUAAAUGUGUUUUGGGAAUAUGAUGAACCCAAAACCGAAAUAGAUGCUUUACGCACCAAAACAACUUAAAUUAAUGAAGGCCCCUUAGCAGUCCUGAUUCCAGCAGACAGUACCGAUUUUGGGGUCAUCUCCUGCCAUUCCAAUUUUGUCCCACGACCAGGAACAGCAGGAAACUCUCCUUGAGCAGCACAUUGCAAAUGCAUCAUUAGAAUCACUUGCGAUCUGAAUGGGCACUAGAACCAUACAGCGAGGGCUUCAGCAGUUGACUCUGCAAGGCGUUGUAGGUUAGUGGCCCCUUCAGGGUGGUGCCCUGUCUCUUUACCACAUAGCCCCUCCUCUUUUCCAGGCAGGACCUGCCCCUUUCCAAGUGCCUUUCCAUUGUGGGCAUCAUCGGAGACAUGAGUUGGAUCACUGGUGGUGCCCAUUCCUGUUCUCAUACCUCCCAGUGUUGGGAGGAAUGUUUAUUAAGUGUUUUUGGUGAUCAAUUCUCUGCCAUUUAGGAGAUAAAUCACUUUAUACAGCUCUAGUCAUAUCUUCCUGCAUGUGACGUGCUCAGCCUUCCUAAACACUUCCUGAAAGGGAACCUAGAUAUUCUACAUCCCCUUAUUGCAAAGUCUGUUUACAUUAGAAUAUCUUGUCUCCUACUCUGCAGGAGCCUCUUGUGUGUGAUUAAAGUUCAACUAUCAGAGCAAGAAAUAAAAACUUCUAAAGUAAACACACUGUGCUGUAAGAUCUGAUAGAAAAUUUAAUAUUUGAGGCUGGGGCUUCAUAAAAAGAAACAAAAGUGAUUUAACUCCUUAAUGGCAAAUAAUUGAGCAGCGAGACUGCAGUUGCUUGAACUAUACACUUAAGUUGUUUUAUUGCUUAGAGUAUUCCAAUAAAGUUUUAGGUGACCUUUAAAACCAAAUAUUGCUAAAAGAUAUAAAAAAAAAUGCUGUGUUCAUGGCAAUUUACAUUGCUUGAAUUAGUUUAUUUCUAAAGAUCAAUACAAGGUUUAUCAGCAGUAUUUUAGUACAGACGUAAACUUUCUAUUUGCUUCAAGAACAGGGUGAAAUUAAACUGAACGAAUUUGCGAAUGCAGUUAAUAUGUAGUAGGUAAAGUGGUUUUUUUUUUGUUUGUUUGUUUGUUUUCAAGCAGAUAACUUAAAGAGCCAGUAAAGGUUAAAAUAAUGAGGUUAUUAUCUUAUCAAAUUGUAGUGAAUUGAAAAUGGAUUUGCAGAGUUUAUGUCAAAUCCUCCAACUCAGCUUAAAGUCACAUGAUCUUUAUUUACGCCCAAAUUAGAGUCAAUCCAAUGUUUAGCAUAUCAAAUAAACAUUUAAAUUAAAAAAAAAUCAAUAUUUAUUUUUAAACAGCACACAGAGGUUUUUGUAUUUUUUCUACAAAAGUGCAUGAUGGGUUUAACUCUGACCAGCUAACAGGUGAUCAGGUGAGAUAUAUGCUUGUGUUAAUCUUAGUGUUUAUAUGACAAAUUUUGUCAAAAUCUCCCUUAUCAGUUUAUACUAAAACCGAGCAGUUACUGAACAUGGCCCACUUGAUCCUAAAAGAUGUUAUUUUUUUUUAAAUAAAAAUGUAAUUUAAGAAUAGUUUAUUGCUUAUAGUAAAAUAUGCGUACAUUUUUUAAUCUUACAUGAUCAUUUUUUUACAGUAAUUUAAAGCAGGUGACCUUUCAUUCAAAUUUAGAAACUCUUGAACGCCAAAAACAUCUAAAUUUGUUGUUACAGAUGCCCUUUCCGCAGACAUGAAUCACAUUUUUUGCAGAAACAACUUUGUACUGAGUGUUUACUUUGUUUGUUUGUUGACUUGCUCUCUCUAUCCAUAGGCUAGUCUCCGUAGCUCUCCGUGUGCCCCUUGGGCUACAUACAGUAAUUGGGGAAGCCGUCGCUCCAGCUGGAAUAGUCUUGGCAGAGCCCCAAGCAUCAAAAAGAAAAAUCAGUCUGGUGAAAGGGAGUCCCUGCUGUCCGGCGAGGGGAAGGGAAGCACGGAUGAUGACUCUGAUGACUGCAAGUCCAGCUCAAUGGGUAGAGGAUCCCUACAUCGGCGGGCAGGUUCUCUGGAUACUCGCGGCUCUUUGGACAUCCCUGAGCUUCUCCAGGUGCCAACGUUACGCCACUCCCUUAGUGUCAGUCCUCUAGCCAUGGUUCCUUCAGAGUUUCAAGACUGCAAUGGCAAAAUGCUUCACGUGCCCAGCGACCUGUUUGUCCGAGUAGAGAAGCACAAGGAGGAGCCUCCCCUGGACUAUGAGGACGACCUAGAAGAUGUGAGUCAGUUUCCCGUUGCGUUUGGGUGAGAACGAUGGAGGGACAUUUGGAGACAAUAUCCCACUGUCAUGUAAUGCCUUGCUCCUCUGUCUAAAGUAUUCUUCCUUGUCUAGAUAAUUGACCUUUGCACACUAAAACAGGUGACUCCACUAAAGCAUCUUCUAGUAACUGUCAAAUUUUAGUGCCUCACUACAUCACCAGAUGGCCAGAAAAGUUGUGGCAGACCCUUACUGUCAAUUCAGCACAAAGAAGCAAGUUACCAGGCAACAGAACAGAAGUUAUUAAAAAAUUAAACAAACCGUAAAAAAAAUUCUCAGUAGAAAAUAAAAAAAAUAAAAAACAGCUUCCCAGGGAUUUUUAUCUUAUGGUGGAAAUUUAUGUGAUAAAUAAAUUUUUUGUGUUCUACCUAUAAGAUAAAAUUAAAACAUUUCCCAUAGAAAACAAAUGUGUAAAGUGUCAAAAACAGUAUAAAAAUAUUUGUAGAUAAAACUAAAAAACUGGCUUAACCACAUCCACCCGCAGACAGAAGGAUAAAAACUAGGAGCGUGGCAUUAAUUAUGCGUCAUUUUGAAAAGCUCACCCCCUCUACUUGAUGGUGAUACCGAUCCAUUCCAUGUUUUUCAUUGGUUAAGGAAGGGUCUAUAGAAUAGCGUCCGAUAGCUGGAGCAGUGCUCCAAGGCAUAGACUGCUGACCUUUAUGUUCACAGUUAUAUGGAGAAGCGAACAAAAAAGAGUGUAUAGUAUUUGUUUUUGUUUUUUAAAACAAAAUAAAGUUAUUUAAAGUAGUACCAUCAAGUUUAAUGAUUUUUAGCCUUCUAUCAGCUUAUCCCCAGUUUUAUGAAAAAUAAACUGAAAGGAACACUAUAGGCACAAAAACCACUUUAGCUUAAUGAAGCAGUUUUGGUGUAGAGAUCAUGCCCCUGCAGUCUCAUUGCUCAAUUAUCUGCCAUUCAGGAGAUAAAUCACUUUGUUUAUACAGCCCUAGUCACACCUCUUUGCAUGUGACUUGCCCAGCCUUCCUAAACACUUCCUGAGAAGGAACCUAGAUAGUCUAUGCUCUCUUAUUGCACAGUCUGUUUAAUUUAGAAUGUCUUAUCUCCUUUUCUGUUAAUAGCCUACUAGAGCCUACAUGAGCCUGUGUGUGUGAUUAAAGUUCAGUUAUUCUAUUUCACAUCUUCCAAUGCAAUGUGUACAUUGUCUGUCCCAGGACUGGAUUGUGUUGCCAAUUGCUACAUUUUUAACAUACAUUUAAAAGAAAACAGCAUUAUAUAUGAAGAGGUUAGCGGAGCGGUAUAGGUUAUUUUCAGUGUUUCAUUCAAUAUUGUUAUUUCUACAGUAGUCAUGGCUUCAUGUUAAUGCAGAAUUGAGGAACAAGAGUUUUCAGCUGAUUUUAGACAGUCUGUUUUAAAGAGCUUGCAAUCUACUGUAUUGAUUGUACGGAUGCUUUGGAUGAAGGGCCAGACUAAGAAUUAUUCUCCCUUAUUAGUCUUGCAAUGGAAAAUACUUGUCUACGGAUACAUGCUGUUUCCGGAGGCCUGUAGGGGACAUUGCAUUGAAAUAUACAUUAUCUAAACAUUAUCUGUUACAUCAUGCCACUAUUAUCCCCAUAACUUCCUCGCUAAUGAUCCCCAGAGGAAUCAGAAUAGGUAGCGCAAUGUACAGCUAUUGCCUAAUUCAUUCUAUAGUGUACUUAAAAUGCCAGUAUCCCAGCAACUAAUUACAGGAAACACUGAGCAAUUAAGUUUAAUAUGCAGUUAUAUGGCAAUUAACCAGUUUAUCACAAUAUCAUUAUAAUAAGGAUUAUUGUGAAUGCAGAUUAUAUUUUAGUUUAACCUUGUUUUAUAUGUCUUUGAAAUUGGUAAGGCUGGGAGAGUUGAAAAUAUAUAAAUAUAAGCUUUUUCCUUGGUUUGGUUGGUUUGUCCUGAAAUAAUGCACCGAAGAAAAGGUUAAUGACAGAUUCUCUGUAAAUGAUGGAAUAUUUUAUUAAAUCAAUCCAAUGAUUUUUCUUUCAUUUUAUUCUUUCAUUCUUUAGAUAAACAAUGUUUUUUUUUUUUUUUUUAUAAAUUAAGAUGAAAUCUAGGUUCCUAUCACCUAUUGUUACUCUUUUUUUUUUUUUUUAAAGCUCCAACCUAAUCCGUAGCGCUGUACAAUAGCCAAAUACGUAUUUGUAAUUUUGACAAAACAUUUUUGGCUUACAGUAGAAAGAUUUGAAGAAGACCCUGCUCAUGUAAUGUACCCUCUGCAUUGUAUUGAUUUAGGGCACAUCACUUAUUUAUCUAGUGUUUCAUUUCUCCAUGAUCUUUAUAAAUUCUAUAGUGUUCCGUUUUUCAGUUCCAUAACGUCCAUUUCUCUCAGUUCUCAAAUGUCCAAGUUUUCUGACUCCUCUAGUAUUCUAUUUAAUGAUGUUCUAUAGUAUCCCACUUUUCCAAGUUCUCGUGUUCGUCUUCAAAGGUUUUUAGCCUUCCAUUUCCCCAAGUUCUGUAGUGUUCUAUUUCUCCAAGUGUCUAGUGUUCAUUUCUCUUAGUCCUCUGGUGUUCCAUUUCUCUAUGUUCUCAUGUUUUCCGUUUCUCCGAGUUCUCUGGUGUUCUGUUUCUCCCAGUUUUCUCGUCUUCCAUUUUUCAGACUACUUUAGUGUUCCAGUUCAGAUCUCUAGAUGUCCGUUUAUCCAAGUUCUCUAACCCUUCUUUCUCCAACUUUUCUUCUAUGUUCUAUUUCACCACAUUCUGUCGUGUUCUACCUCUCUAAUUUCUUUUUAGUGUGCAACUUCUUCAAUUUCUCCGGUGUUCUAUUUCUCCCAGUUCUCUAGUGUUUAAUUGUUUUCAGACUUCCCUGUUACAUUUUAAGAUUCCUCUAGUGCAGUUGUCCCCAACCUAGCCCUGAUGGACCAUCAACAGUCCAGGUUUUGUCAGUAUCUCCUUUUGAAUAAAUAAGGGAAAUGCAUACAUUUUGGACUGUUGGUGGUCCACGAGGACUGGGUUGGGAACCACUUCUCUAGUGUACCACUAUUCUGAGUUUUCUAAAAUUAUUUUUUUCCAUGUCCUCUAACUUAUCUCCAACUUUUCUUGUGGUCUACCAGACAGCCACUAGAGGGACUUCAGGGUGGUUAGGCGACUUUUUGAUGCUGACUUUAUACGCUGUGCAUGAGGACAACCAGCGUCACCCAAAACCUCAUAAGAAAGCAUUAUAAAAUGCAUGCGCUUUAGGUCCACCUUCCGGCUGCUGUUGGCAAGGGAGGAUUGAAGGCAGAGCCUGAACCAGCGCCGAGGAACAUCGGCCCUGGAAUCGGGUAAGUGGCAUAAGGGUUAUUUAACCCCUUCUGCACCAUAUAGACAUGAGGGAGGAAGCCCUAUAGGGAACUUUGUUUUCCUGGCACUAUAGUUUCGGUUUAAAGGGACACGCUAUGCAUGAGGACCUCAAGCGUUGCCGGAAUCCCCAUAGAAAACCAUUGAAUAAUGCUUUCCUAUGGAGAUGUCUCCCCCGCCAGCAGACGUCGUCGGGGAAGGAGAGUGGGCGGAUGCCUGACCCAGCGCCGAGGGACAUCGGUGCUGGAUUCAAGUAAGUGUCUGAAGGGGUUUUAACCCCUUCAGCAACAUGGGAUGGGGGCAGGAGGGAGGGGGGCACUCCAGGAUUCUCUAGUGCCAGGAAAACGGAUUUGUUUUCCUGACACUAGAGAAUCCCUUUAAGGUGGUAUUUUGGGAAAUUUCAUUACACAAAAUACAAGCAAAAUUCUUAUAGAUACCCAUAAGCCAUUUGACCUAUUUUUUUUUUUAAAACUAACCAUUUAUCCUGUACAGACCAGGGAUAUAUCAUUUCAUUUCAAAUCAUUUUUACCCUAACCCCAAUAUAAAAAAACAAAACAAAAAAAACCCCUUAUAUAAAUAAAUAAAAUAAUCUGUAAAAAUUACUUUUCACUUAUAAGUUUCACUGAUCAGUUUAUACACUAGACUGCUUUAAAUUCAUAUGUUGGCUUUGUGGCAAGUUUUCUUGACCUCUUUUCUGGGGAAGUUGAUUAUGGUUUUAUAAAAAUUCUUCAUAUGAAUAUAUUAGAAUGUGUCCGGGUUUUCCGAAAAUGUUUAUAGAUUUAUGUAUUUGUUUGCAGUUCUGCCAGUUGUAGCAUAGAUUAGACUGCAGUGCCCGCACGCUGGCUGUGCAUCAUGAGAUUCAUAGUCCACAGACAUCUGCAGUGCCACAGUUAGCUGUCAUUGGUUUACCUAAUUACUUAUGCUCUACAUACCGAACGCUACAUUCUGUUCAGGUGAAAUUUUCCCUUCGAGGCUCUAGUCCAUGUUUUAUUUGUUUUAUAUAUAUAUUUAUCUGCGUGUGCUGCAGCUCACUGAUCAAUGCCGUGUGUAAUUACAUUCACCGCCAUUCAACUUUGAAAAAUAAGCCGCAGCAUCAAAUCAGUUUUCACUUUUUUAAGCUUUAACUCUUUGAGCGCUCUGGAGAUUUAUUCAUUAAUCGCCGAACUGCAGUAAAUUGGAAACCAAAUUGCUACAUUUGGGCAUAAAAUUGUAGCUGAGCUGUAGCUGAAUUUUUUUUUUAAAUCAGCUUUUUUUAGCCUGUAUUUUGCAUCUGGUUUUCAAUUUAUUACAGUUCAGUGUUUGUACUUUUUUUUGUUUAAAUUAACACAAAAGAUUAAAUUUAAAAGGGACGAUAAAGUGUAUAGAAACAAGCCCAAAGCCCUCAUAUAUCCAAACUUGUAGAGCUGCAAAACACAUACUGUUUAGGAUCCAUACCUGUCAAGUGUCUCUAUUUAGGAGGGUCAGUCCCUAUUUUGGCAAAAAUCCCUCAGUCUCUUUUUUUAAUCCUAAUAUUCCUCUUUUCUAAGAGCUCCAUAUACCUGGUGUGUCUGAGUGUAUAACAGAGCUCCACAGCAAUAAUACUCCCAGUAAUAAGUCUUUAAACUACAAUAAAUGUGUUUGGGAAUCUGUCUGUGUUCCUGUUAUAAACUGCAUUUUAGUUGCAUAAAUUAUUAUUAGUAAGUCACCUAAAAGUUUUGAUAACAGCCCUGUCUCUGGCCGUACCCCUAAAAUUAAAGUCUCUUUAUCCAUUUGAAAUUUUGGGAGGUAUGAGAACCCAAAUUACUAACAUCUUAUAAUGACAUGAUCACGGCUGAGCAAGACCUGUUCAAGGCUUUUAUGACCAUGAAAAAAGUAUCCCGUUGAUUAUUUACACUGUAGGAAGUUUCAGGAACCAUAGUUUUAUGCAAUUCAUGGAAAAAAAUGUUUAAAAAGUUUAGACCUCAUAGGCACCUGGAAUAUAUAACUACAUAUCUGUUUGUUUGUUUUUUGUUUUUUUUAAUUAACAGAAAUGUGUGCUUUUUGCUUGAAACGAGUGCCAGGAAUUAUAAAUAUUUUUGGGUCUUCUGAAACUUCUGAAAUGUUUGUUAUGUAAUUGCUCCUUAGGAAAAAGUUGAGGUUUAACUAGUGGACCCUAUCUACUAAGCUGUGCAUUGUGUGCUUCUGAUUUUUAUACAGAUACGAGCACACAUUUUCGACUCAAUUAAUUUAAUGAGUAUUUCCUUUUGUUUUGAAGCACACUGAAAAAUGCACACCACUACAUGCAAUAUAAAAACUAGUGAAAAACUAUAAUGUUUCCACUAGUGUAUUACUACUUAUGAAUUACACAUCAAUGAGAUGCUAAUAUCAUGUGCAAAAUCAUGUUCUGAAUCUGUUCUGUUUUACCCCAACAUUAAUUAGAUCUCAAGACGUUCUAUCCUUAAUAGAUCCUAUAAAAUGUUUCUAUUGCAUAAUGUGAUUGCUUCAUAUUUAUUCAGGCUCGUGAAUAUUGAGAUUUAAGGCACACAAUAUUAAAAUUGACACAGGCCUGAUGUUGACCUGUUAUGUCAUACUAAGGCACAUUGCUUGUGUGUUUGGAACCGUUAGUUUAAUGUUUAACCAUCUCACUUUGUGCUGUCUUUGUUCCGAUAUCACUCCAGAGUUACUGCUUCCGGAUUCGUAAGAUUUUGGAGCCUUACAAACCGAAAUGGUGCAAGACUCAUGAAGACUGGUCUCUUUACAUAUUCUCGCCACAAAAUCAGUAAGGAACAAGAUCAAAACAAUUCAUUUUUCCAGGUUGUUAUAUACUUAAUAUAAAAAAAAAAAAGAGUUGAGUGGCCAUUAAUUAUUGUGUGGCCAAGUGAUGAGUUUAGAAAGCCUUUUUGCGUAGUUGGCUGAUGUAAUUCACCAACAUUUCACCUGUGUUCCUUCUCACUCUUGGAUGCUUAGUAACCUGACUGUAGCUAAAAAAUGGUGGUUUCUAGAUAGAUCCAAAGAGCCAAAUAAUCAUUAGAUGUUUUUGUGUCUUUGGUCAGGUUUCGUAUGAUGUGCCAGAAGGUCAUUGCUCACAAGAUGUUUGAUCAUGUGGUACUUGUUUUCAUCUUUCUAAAUUGCAUCACGAUUGCUCUGGAACGACCUGACAUUGACCCAAACAGUAUGGUAAGGCAUUUGGACGUCAUUAGUUUGUAUCACGAUAACACAACUGGAAGCGGAAUCUAAGCGAGAAAGAAAGAUUAUUUAUUUAUUUUUAGCAUUCAGCUUUAUUUUGAGAGAAUAGAUUGAGCUAUAGAAAUCAUAAAAUAAAGUGCAAGGUAAAACCAGAUUAUGUAACAGGUGAAAGACAAGAUGACAAUGACAAAUAAUAAAAAAAAAACACACAAGGACACACAGGAGUGAGAGGUCCAUGAAGCAGGGACCAAUAAAUGUAAUGUAAAAAGGUGAAAAUAUUUUUAUUAUUUUUAUUAUUGUUUGCUGUAUAAAGCAUUAAAAUAUGUGUUGUAAUAGCUUCCCCUGAGUUUCUGUUUAAUAAUGUUUAAAGGGAAAAGUAACUAAUAAAAAAUAUGGACUGUAUCAUUUACCCAGGAGUUUAUCUUUAAACAAUGUUUACAGGGAAAAAUAACUGAAGAACUUUGCAAAUCAGUUGUGUAAAUGGCAUUUUGAGAUCUUGCAGAGAUGACCUUGGAACUGGGUUAUCUUACUCCUGUUAUGAUAUGUUUGUUCAAGGUUCUGGUAAUGUAAAACCGUCUCUGAGAGUUGUUCUAGUUCUCCAUCUAUUUUAAGAUAAUUUUCUCUUUUUAUAUUUGUCCAGGAAAGGAUAUUUUUGAGUGUUUCGAACUACAUUUUUACAGCAAUCUUUGUUGUGGAAAUGACCAUCAAGGUAAUGCAAUCACGAUUUGUACUUUGACUUCACUUUCAUUUUUUUAAUCAUUGUCACCCCUUUUCAUUGCGUUGCUCUAUCCCUUAUCAUUCCCCUCUUGAACCCUUCUCUAACUAUUAUGAUUUCAACUCACAACCAAAUUAUCAUGUGCCUUUUCCAACCAUCAUUUCAUCUCUGCACCUAAUAAAUUUUACAUGUCACACUCUCUUUUUUGCCUCUCUGUUACUUGUCUUUUGAUGUCUCAACACCAUAUAUUUUGGUACAAUUUCACCUCUCCAGCCUUUAUUGUUUUAACUUUUUACCAGUUGUCAUUUCACUUCGUAAUCCCUUUUAAUUUCACCUCUCCACCUCUAACUGUUUCACCUAUCCAUUCUUUAUCUUUGAUUGAUAAUGAAAUGGCCAAAUACUGUUUCUAAAUUACAAUGAAAAAUGUUUUCUCUUGUCACAUAAUUCCUCUGAUUUUGGUCACAGGUGGUGGCUCUUGGGUUUUUCUCUGGGGAGAAUGCUUACCUACAGAGCAGCUGGAAUGUCCUGGAUGGAAUCCUGGUCUUUGUUUCCAUCAUCGAUAUCAUCGUGUCUCUGGCAUCGGCUGGAGGAGCCAAAAUCCUGGGCAUCUUGAGAGUCUUGAGGCUGCUGCGUACCCUACGUCCCCUACGGUAUUAAUGCACUAUUUUAGCUCUCUUUAUUGGUGUGUGGCUCUCCCCCCUUAAAGGAUCACUAUAGGGUCAGGAACACAGACAUGUGUUCCUGACCCUAUAGUGUUAAUGCCACCAUCUAGCCCCCCUGGGCCCCUCAUGCCUCCAUAAAUAUAAUAAAAAUCUUACUGUAUUCAAGCCUGAAGCUGUAAAUCUGCAUGCUGUUAGACUCAGAAAAACAAGCAGGCUGCUGACAUGUGAUAGCCUGAUCCAAUCACAGUGCUUCCCCAUAGGAUUGGCUGAGACUGACAAGGAGGCAGAUCAGGGGCAGAGCCAGCAUGAUUCAAACACAGCCCUGGCCAAUCAGCGUCUCCUCAUACAGAUGAAUUGAAUAAAUGAAUCUCUAUGAGGAAAGUUCAGUGUCUGCAUGCAGAGGGAGGAGAUACUGAAUCACAGGAUGCUGUGCACAGUGCUGCCCUGUGCCCUGCCGACAGUAGAUCUGAGUAGAUGGAGGCAUAUUAUGCCUCCAUCAUCUCCAAAGUCCCUCUGGUUCACUCUGAGUGACUGCAACUGGAGGUGUUCCUCCAGCUUUCAAUGUAAACACUGUAUUUUCUCAGAAAAUACAGUGUUUACAUGAGAAAGGCUGCAGAGAGCUAUAGUUCUCACCUGAACAACCUCAUUAAGCUGAAGUUGUUCAGGUGACUAUAGUGUCCCUUUAAUAAUGUAGGAACAGAUAAACUGUGGGUUGUCCAUAAGGAUACAUUUUGGGGCAAAGGUGUAAAGCAGGAGAUAUAGGCAGGAAAUUUCCACAGGCUUCCAUGGCAAGUCUUCUGCUUUUAGGACUUUACCCAAGAACUGCUCUUGAUAUCCACAAGUGUGACACUCAUAUAGAUUUAUGGUGCUCAGGGCAACUUUAUUAAUUAAUUAUUAUUAAUUUUUUUUUUUUAAUAUAUUUUAUUUAUAAUUGUUUUUUUAUAACGGUAGGGAUAUAUUGAGAUUUGUCUCAUCUCAUCAAGUAUGUCUUAGAGAGCAUAUAAAAUACAACGUUGCACAAAUAAUAGGACACCUAUAUACUACAAUUAUAGAUACUGUAGAAUAUUGCAUAUUCUAUGUUUCUAUUGAUUAUAUAUGGAUGUGUGGAUUGACAUAAGUAACAGAUGGUAUAAGUCACAAGGCUUUCUUUGUCCGAGAGCUCUGGGAUGUGGAUUUGGGGUUUUUGACCUUAUAGGGCUAGAGUUAUAGUCUGACGUCAUUAUGGCACUUCUAUAUAGUAACUGAACAGAGGGACACGAGGUCGCUCUCUCUCUUGGCUCUUGGCUCUUGGCUCUCUCUGGCUCUCUCUCUCGAUGUAAAGAUGUAAGGAUGUAAAGAAGUCCAGCAAUUACCAUCGGCCGUUGAAUGUCCAUUAUCCUGUAACAUCAUUUAUUGUUUUAUUAUGUAUCCGUAACUAAGAAUAAACCUGAAGAAACCGUAAGUCAGAUUGCGUAUUAGUACUUUUCAAUAAUAUAGACAUAUAUUAUUGUGGCGAGCAUUUGGCCCAAGACUAUAUAUACAAAAGACGUAUAUAUAUCAAUCAACUGAAGACAAGAAGAAAUUAAGAAGCUUUAACAGUGAUCAAUCUCAACCAGAUUUUACAGAUACAUUACACAUGCAAAACAAUUGUAAAUUAAUAAUCAGUACAAUGUUUUGUUUUUGAAUGAGGGUAGAAGGAUACAGAUUGUUUUCAGGGACUUGAGACUGGUGGCAAAUUUGAUUUCCUUUGCCAGGUUAUCCUUGUAUGUGGAACUCUAUAAGAGAAAGCUUCUCUACCGAACCUUCUUUUCGAGGUGAAGAACGGAAAGUAAAGAGCAGAAAGUAAAGUGGAGGAUAUAGGGUGUUGAGGCAGCAGGAUUGAGCAUACUGCUCAGCUAGUGUGAGAGGAUUCCAAAUAUAAAGCAGACAAAAAAGGUGAAGAUUGCAUUAGUAUUUAAGAGUUGUCCAAUUAAGUAGUUUCUACAUACCUUUAAUGAAGGAUACUGUAGUUACUUUGGAAACAGUGCAAAAUGGAAACACAGGAAGGUAAUAGAGUGAUGUAAUUGUCCGUAAAGGGGGCAGGUCCACUCGAAUUAUCAACCCAAUGAGGGCAGACCCUGCUGUAAGCUCUGUUCAUUGCUUUCUGCAGGGUCCUAAUACCCUGAUGCACUCCCGUUAGGCUUGUUGGGGACAGCUCCCUGCUGUUCCCAAAGAUGGAACACCAGGGAACAAAGGUGGGGUGGAAGAAUAGGACCUGAAAAUCGGGACUGUCACACUAAAAUUGGGAUGGAUGAGAGGCAUGAAAGCGACAUAAGAGUUAUAAAGAGUGUUACAUUUAGUGAGAAAUUUUUGUAUCUAUUACAUCCCUAUAGUCGAGGACUGGCAUUAACAUUUCAGACACAAUCUAGAGCGCCAGUUUUGAGAUAACAUUUGGAGGACUGUUGUUCAAUAUGUAAGCCAAUUGACAGAUUGGGAUCUAACCACAUACCAGGAUAUUUAUAGGAUCUGACAGUGACCAGGUAACAGUUAGAUUUGUCGUAAUGCAUAUUUUGGGAUUAGUUAGUUUAAGCAAUUUAUGCUUUAUUUUGAAUUCCAUUGCAAAUAUUUUGGCAGUAUUUAAGGAAAGCUUAUUUUUAGUACACCAUCUUUCAACUUCUGCAAAAUCAUCCAGUAACACGGCUUCAAGUUGUGAAAAGUUUGCGUUACUUGCAUAGAUUCUUGUGUCAUCUGCAUACAUGUGCACAAGUGAUGCCCUUCACCCGUGGAAAAGUGAUUAAUAAAUAUGGAGAAUAGAAUGGAGCCAAGAAUUGAACCUUGGAGGACUCCACAUAUAACUUUGAUGGAGUGGGAGACACUGUGGGCGAUGGACACAAAUUUAGCCUUUUUCAGAAAAGUACAACAAAUACCACUAAAGAGGCUGAUCACCUGUAUUUUAAACUGUAGGUUUAUUUUGUAAGAUUGCAUGGUCAACCAUAUCUGCCCUUGUCAAAAUAAAGGCUAAUGGCUUGACUAUCCCAUAAGAUAAUCCAUUAUUACUUUACUUUUAUGUCAUGGACUUGUGACGUUCUACAGUUGCAAGAAAAAGUAUGUGAACCCUUUGGAAUGAUAUGGAUUUCUGCACAAAGUGGUCAUAAAAUGUGAUCUGAUCAUCAUCUAAGUCACAACAAUAGACAAUCACAGUCUGCUUAAACUAAUAACACACAAAGAAUGAAAUGUUGCCAUGUUUUUAUUGAACACACCAUGUAAACAUUCACAGUGCAGGUGGAAAAAGUAUGUGAACCCCUAGACUAAUGACAUCUCCAAGAGCUAAUUGGAGUGAGAUGUCAGCCAACUGGAGUUCAAUCAAUGAGAUGAGAUUGGAGGUGUUGGUUACAGCUGCCCUGCCCUAUAAAAAACACAUACCAGUUCUGGGUUUGCUUUUCACAAGAAGCAUUGCCUGAUGUAAAUGAUGUCUCGCACAAAAGAGCUCUCAGAAGACCUACAAUUAAGAAUUGUUGACUUGCAUAAAGUUGGAAAGGGUUCUAAAAGUAUCUCCAAAAGCCUUGCUGUUCAUCAGUCCACGGUAAGACAAAUUGUCUAUAAAUGGAGAAAGUUCAGCACUGCUGCUACUCUCCCUAGGAGUGGCCAUCCUGUAAAGAUGACUGCAAGAGCACAGCGCAGACUGCUCAAUGAGGUGAAGAAGAAUCCUAGAGUGUCAGCUAAAGACUUACAAAAGUCACUGGCAAAUGCUAACAUCCCUGUUAGCGAAUCUACAAUACGUAAAACACUAAACAAGAAUGGAUUUCAUGGGAGGAUACAACAGAGGAAGCCACUGCUGUCCAAACAAAACAUUGCUGCACAUUUACAGUUUGCACAAGAGCACCUGGAUGUUCCACAACAGUACUGGCAAAAUAUUCUGUGGACAGAUGAAACCAAAGUUGAGUUGUUUGGAAGAAACACACAACACUAUGUGUGGCGAAAAAAAGGCACAGCACACCAACAUCAAAACCUCAUCCCAACUGUAAAGUAUGGUGGUGGGGGCAUCAUGGUUUGGGGCUGCUUUGCUGCAUCAGGGCCUGGAUGGAUUGCUAUCAUCGAAGAAAAAAUGAAUUCCCAAGUUUAUCAAGACAUUUUUCAGGAGAACUUAAGGCCAUCUGUCUACCAGCCGAAGCUCAACAGAAGAUGGGUGUUGCAACAGGACAAUGACCCAAAGCAUAGAAGUAAACCAGACAUCCCAAGAAUAUUGCUGAACUGAAACAGUUCUGUAAAGAGUAAUGGUCAAGAAUUACUCCUGACCGCUGUGCAUGUCUGAUCUGCAACUACAGGAAACGUUUGGUUGAAGUUAUUGCUGCCAAAGGAGGUUCAACCAGUUAUUAAAUCCAAGGGUUCACAUACUUUUUCCACCUGCACUGUGAAUGUUUACAUGGUGUGUUCAAUAAAAACAUGGCAACAUUUCAUUCUUUGUGUGUUAUUAGUUUAAGCAGACUGUGAUUGUCUAUUGUUGUGACUUAGAUGAUGAUCAGAUCACAUUUUAUGACCAAUUUGUGCAGAAAUCCAUAUCAUUCCAAAGGGUUCACAUACUUUUUCUUGCAACUGUAUAUAUAUAUAUAUAUAUAUAUAUAUAUAUAUAAUGCGAAUAUUGAUUAUCCAAACAGGAACUGAUGGAUUGAGUUGUUCUAUUGAAUACAACUUGCCAACAGAGAGAUACGUUGUUAAUUCCUGUUAAUGAAGUAAGGCAGGAAUAUAUUUCACCAUACUGCUUUUCCAUUACAAGCAAAGAGUCAGGUGCAUUUACCGGUAUUUCUGAUUGUGAAUGACAGUUUUCCUGUCCUCCGUGUCAUUUACAAUCCGCACUGGUCUUGUGCACAACUUCUUUCCUAUUUAGAGUCAGACAUAAACUGUCAUAUUAUACACCACUUAGCAUUACACUGUCUUGGUUCCACUGUCUUGGUAAGACGGAACUCAGAACACCCAGUUUUUGUUUAUCUGCAGCCAUGUAGUUGGCAGUUGUUAGCUGCUAAAUUACAUGUUGUAAUGCAGGUUAUGACAUCCUGUAGGACAAGUAUUACUGUUAGAUUACACCAAAUACCGCCUAAGAAAAACAACUUGUUUUUUUUUCUUUCUUAAACAGUAAGUGGUGACUUUGAUAAAUUAACAUUAUAUCAAAGUGCAAUAACAUUAUUUUUCAUAUCCUGCUGGCAUUUUGGGAAUAUGAUUUUCCAAAAAGAGUGUCAGAUCAUUAUUAUUUAGAUUGUUUGUUUGUUUGUUUUUUAAAUAAUAUUUGCCCUUUAUAUUUUUUCUGACCUUAAUAGUGGGAAGGCAAAACAAUAUAUACCAAACAUUCUUGCUUAUUUAAAAAAAAAAAAAAAAAAACCCUGUCCUAUUUUUCUUUGUAGUAUGAACAAAUUGAAAACAAAAAAAUAUAUAUAAUAUUUGUGGCGUAUGCUGAACAGCAGUCUAUAAGUGCAGUUGCUGUUUUGUCCUAAUUUCGUCUGCUAGCUAUGCAUCCCAUAUUUCAAAUAAAGGUUAUGUUCAAUGGAACAUGCACGGUUUAAAUCACAAGCAAUAGUGGUAAAUGGAACACAACCUCUUUCCAUUAAACCAUUUAAACCUUUGUGAACUAUGUAAUUUGAUUGGUUAUUUUUAUGUUUAGAAACAGCUGUGUGCUUUAUUAGAUGGGCCUCUGGGGUUGUUCUUUCCAAACACCUUCUCUGUUUUUUCAAUGUAUUUAUUUUUUUGCCUUGUUUCAUUAUUGUAAAGAAAGCGUUUUCUAUUUUGGAUGUCCCGAUUUCAGCGAGUUGAAACAUGCAUUUUGUAUUUUGUUCUUACCCGGCUGUGGUUUCAUUAGGGAUGUAAGUGAUGAUCAAGAAUUAAACUGGCAGAAAAUAAAAGCACUGCAAUUGUUCUGUGACCUCUUGACUCCCAAAAGGUAGUUUCAGGGUCUGUUCUCAAUGUUUGUUCGCAAACAGAUUCUUCAAAUCCGUAGAGAAUAUCAGCAGUUCAAGGCAGAUACACAUUCUACACAAAACGCAUUCUACAAAACAAAUUCACACACGUUGUUACUGCAGUACACGAACAUUCCUGUAAUAAACAGAACGCAAGCCUUUUCUUUAUUUGGGUAAAAAAAAAAGCACUUCCACUCCUUGCAAUUCACAUGCAGCAGUUUGAACUAUAAUCCCAAAUCACAGAGCACAUGUGUGUUUGGAAUUUGGGAUCUCUUUUGGUCUGUAUUCGAAAUUCUGGUUUGUUUACUAAUCCACAAAUUCAAUUAGUGAAAAUUCACCAGGGGCUAUUAAGUGUUAGGCCAAAAUAGCUGAUUGGAAAAAUUGUCCAAGUCAGUUUUUUGGCUUUGCUACUGGUUAAUAUUUGUCAAUAUUUUAAAUUUCCCAGGACAGCUCAAGGUUUAGUGAAUAACUAUAUGAUUCCCGAGUGUAUGCCCUCUGUCAGGUGUGAUGCCACAAUGUUCCCCGGGGUUUUUAAGUUUAUGAAGAAUGUAGUCCCCCAGAGUUUGGAACUAGCGAUGUUAUGCCUUAAAGUCUGCCUUGUCCACAAUCUGGCGGAAUAACUAUUAUCCGAUGUGGUAUAUCUAUAAUUAUUUUCAAUGGCCAACUUAUUCCGCAGUGCUUUACAAUAUUAGAAAGGUGGAAAUGUAACAAUAAAUGAGACAAUUACAAAUUGUUAAAGGAACAAUAGGUUGAUAAGGACUCUGCUCAAAAGAACUUACAAUCUAGAGGAUUUCUUUAGCAUCCAAUCACAUUACCAAGUAAAAUCACUGCUUAACAGAACCACAAAUCUCUUUAUUUAUAUUGUUGUGGUAACGAUGGAACUUGCAUUAUAUAAGUCUCAAUUAAUUAAAAUUCAAUUCUAAAAUUAGUGUGGGAUUUACUCUCAAUAACUGAAAUUCAUAUUGCGCGAGCAUGACAUUUUUUCCAUCUCCCGUCAUGAACUCACCAUUUUUGCGAAUAAACCACUUAUUUAGCAUUCCGUCAAGUUUUACUGUGGCAGUUUCAGCCAAAAUAUUGUCCUACAAAAUAUAUGUAAUGUUUACAAUCUUUAAGGAAACUUUUUAUGUGUCGGACGUCGGACUAUGACGGUUGUAUUUAUAACUCAUCUUCAGACUACUCAUCACUGUUAUUCUUCUGUUGGUUACAGAGUUAUCAGCAGAGCGCCAGGCCUCAAACUGGUGGUAGAGACUUUAAUUUCUUCACUCCGACCCAUUGGAAAUAUCGUCCUGAUCUGUUGCGCUUUCUUCAUCAUCUUUGGUAUUUUGGGAGUACAGGUAAGGGUUGGGGGAACUUGUUGCAGUUUCAGUAAAACAGUAGUUGAUACAUGUUUAACUAGGAUAAGUGUUACCAUGAACAUCAGUCUUACGAUGCCCAUCAAACAACUCAUUAAAGGUUAGAAAUGUAGCUUGCUGGGGUAAAAAGUGAAAUCCGUCUGUUUUGUUGUUUCUAAUGUGCUUAUAUUCUUUACAAGUAAACUAAGGGAUUAUCAUCAUAGUUACUUCUAUUGAAAUGGCUUUGAUGAGGACACAUCAGAAUUGUUUAGUUUACUUUUAAUAAAAAAGUUAACAUGCAGAUGUUUCUUUUAACACCAAACCACCCCAGCCCAAAUCUUGCUCAGCAUGAUAGAAGUUAUAGUCCAACAGGGACAGACAAUAUCAAGUCAUGCAGUGGCUUGUUUUUUUUUUUUCUACAAUCGUACCUUGGAAGGGCAGAGGUCAAAAACUAGAAUUGUGUAGUGUUUUUAGAGCACAAGUGCCCAAAAGGUAGGUGCCCAGAUCUUGUGGAACUACAACUCCCAUGAUGCCUUGCAUUCCUUUAGAAUGUUUUUAGAAUGACAAAGCAUCAUGGACGUUUUAGUUUUAAAACAUCUGAGGAUUUACCUUUUGGGCACUGCUGUGUUAGAGGGUUAGAUUGUAUGACAGCUGUGUGUGUGAAGCAUCUUGGGUUAGCAUUUUGUGUUGUGGCUCCAGAUGCAAAUGCUGGACAAAAUUGAUUGGCAGCCAGGAGUUAGUAUCCCAGUUGCUGAUUCACAGCCCAUAGAUGCAGCACUACACACACAAAAAAUGAAAAUUUAUUUGUCUCCAGAAUUAAACAUUUUUAAAAGAAAGGGUGCAGGUUUUUGCACCACAACCACUUCAGAGAUUAAUAACCCUUUAAAUACACAGGCUUGGCAUUCCAUACAAAUUAACUUACUUUUCCCAUGAUCCCCUGGCACAAUUUAAUUGUUUGGGCAUGGUUUUGGUGGGUUUUCCUGUACUGAGUCCUUUUAAACCCCAAAAUUGUUGAUUGGGGAAAAUAAAUAUUCAGGGGGCACCAAAUAUUAUACUACAAGGGGAAUAGAGAUAUUUCUUUCCUUACAAAAAAAAUUAAAAUUCCUUAUUACAAUAUCUGACUCCAAAAAAGACAUUUAGAGUCGUUUCUCAGUAAGUAUGGGCUUUGCAGAAUGUAUAAACCAAGGAUGAAUGACAGAGAUGGAUAAUUACAUUGCUUCACAUUCUCAAACACACUCUUCAUGUUUUUGAGAGGUGGAACAGGACCUUUAAUUAUCAUUUCUGCUUCCUGGGACCAUUAUGGACUUUUCCAUCCCCCUUUCAGUGUUCCAAUUAUCUCUCCUUCACAGACUCGUAAUUAAUUGAAUUUAUGGACUUACCCUUGUGCCGUGUCAGCCUCUCAUUAACAUAUGAAUAUCUAGAGACCUCAUGCCCAUAUUUGUUCGUUGAUCAAUUGUGGUUUAUGCUGAGUGGAGGAGGAGUCACUUGAGAUAAAUUAGAAAUGUGGGUGUUUUUAAUUGCACUGGCUAUUUGGCUGACCCAAAGAAUUAAUGAUUGUUUUUUGUUUUUUUAGCUUUUCAAAGGGAAGUUUUAUUACUGUGAGGGUCUGGAAACUCGUAAUAUCACAAACAGAUCAGAAUGCAACCGAGCGCGUUACAAAUGGGUACGGAGGAAGUACAACUUUGACAAUUUGGGGCAGGUAGGUCAUAUGAUGCUGGUUUUACCCUCAAUUCUUUUUCAGAUGAUCAAAAAACAAAAAGUUCCUAAAUUCUACUUGCAGAACAUGAUAAAAUAAUAUUGCCAUCAGAAAAUGUGUAUUGACUAUCAAAUUGGUGCUCAAAUUGAAAUCCCUUGGGCUUUGUUGCCACGGUUUGUGAUCAAUGACACAAUUAUUGAAGCGAUAUUAAAGACAUCCACACACAUUUCAUACAAACGUUUGGUGCAAUGUGAAAAUCAGGUUACACUUUCUAUUUUAUUAAUCUUGUAUUCUUUUUCUUUCAUUUAAAUAGUAACUAGUUUUACUUUAUAAUCCCACCCUUUCUCCAUACAUUUUAAUGAUUCAUCUAUAUUAUACAUUUAGAAAGAAUGGGUCAACUUUGACAAAAAGUUGUCUAAUGCCAACCGUAGGAUGGGGAUCUUGUAGUAAUUCCUCCGCAGGCUACAUCCGUACUUGACAAAUUGUAUUUAGCAAAUAAACCAAAAACACAUCACAUUUAUCAACACAUUUAGUUCUAUUUUUUUUUUUAUUGCAAUGCACAUCGUUUGCCCAGUUCCCAAUUAAUUUUCUAUUUCAGCACAGUCGGGCACAAUGAGAUUUGUGACAAUACAUAUCAAUUAGAUACUAAUAAUAUUAUGCGUGUUCCUGUCUUUUCUUAGGCUCUGAUGUCACUGUUUGUUCUGUCGUCCAAAGAUGGCUGGGUAAAUAUUAUGUACGAUGGUCUGGAUGCUGUUGCCACAGAUAUUCAGGUAUAAAACAUCUCUUUUGCGUCCUAGUUUUCAUUAGAGUAAUUUGCAGUCUUGUGGUGCCUCCAAUACAACAUCAUUUCAGUGGGAUGAGACAGUGGGAUGUUAAAUUGACUGUAGUCUUUGUUGUAGCUGCUCAAACCUAUUCUAAAGAACUUAUGAAUUCCAAAAAAGGAGGACUAAGUCACUAAUCAACCUCUGAGAGCCCUCUCUAAGGAGUCAGUCAUCUUCAUAAAUGGGGUUUAGUAAUAAAUUCUGAUCUUUAAUAUCUGGGCAGGGUAAGAAGUCAGGGAUUUUAAAAACAAUACUGUAGUAAGUAGUAGAAUGACGUAUCAUUCAAGCCAUUAAGACUUUGUGAAAACAUUAACAGGGAGCUUUUAAACUUGCAUUGUUUGUUGCAUUCUGCACAUAUUGUACUGGGUUUUACUCUGAAUUCAGAAAGCAUUGUAAACUCCAACUCAUAUUUUUUUGAGGAAUUUCACUUGCCCUAACAGGGAGCAACACAGGAAAUGGUCAAAAUCAGUCAUUAUUCAAUCGUAUGCGAAUUUGGGAGAGAAAACACCAACAACCAUUUUCAAUUAUUGACUGAUCAUUUUAUGAGUGUAUUCAGCAACUAGUGAUGGGGAGAAUUCACAAGGGAAAUGUAUUGUUGGGAAUAACAGCUCUUUAGGGGCCAUUUUCAAACCGUGCUAUUUUGAUGUCAAUUUAGAAAAUCUCUUUACAGAUUUCCACAAUUCAUUGUAAGUCAGAGGCAUUUGUAAAUCGAAUUUGCAAAUUUUUGGGCAAAAUAGCUGAAUUAAGAAAAAUUCUGCUAUUUUUUUCAGCUCACCUACUUUGCUCUAUAAAAAGGUAUUUCCCACAAUGCUCAGCCAGACUACAGGGUAGCCAAGCAUUACGGGAAUAUGGUUCCAAGGUUAGCGAUAACUGUGCUAGAUUGUGUGUAGAUGUUACAUUGUGUUCUUAUAUUAUUUCAAAUUAGCUUUCAUCUGUCUCACUUCUGUAUAAAUUGGUUCACUGACAAGUAUGGAGAGGGGGUCAGCAUUAAUGUGUUCAGUGAAGCACUGGGAGGAGAUAAUAGGCUCACUAUCCUUUAACAGACAGGUUCUAGCCGUGUUUCUUCAUAUGUAUUCUUACUUUUCUGUUGCAGCCAGUUCGCAAUCACAACCCAUGGAUGUUACUUUAUUUCAUCUCCUUCCUCCUCAUCGUAAGCUUCUUCGUCCUCAACAUGUUUGUUGGCGUGGUAGUCGAGAAUUUUCACAAGUGUCGUCAACACCAAGAAGCCGAGGAAGCCCGUCGCCGAGAAGAAAAACGUCUCCGUCGACUGGAAAAAAAGCGCAGGAGUAAGGCGUUCUAUAUGUCUGGUCGGUAGACUGUUUAUAAAGGAAUCUUUCUGAGCCUUGCCUGCUGCCAAAGCAUAGCAACGUCCUGUUUUAGACAAAUGUAGAGAAGUAGAUCGAUUUUGAGAGGGUAACGGCGCAACAGGUCACUUGGUAAAGCAACAUGUUGGCCACAAAAGUGAGGCAACUUAAAAACAAGUGCUGUAUUUUUGCCAUUUGGGUCAUGAUAUUUUGUGGCAUUUCGGAAAACUGUUACAAGAUUUUUGUUUAUUUAAACAAAUAAAUAUUGUUACAUUUUUCACCUGUAAAAAAAAGACAUUAUCUAUGUUAGUUCGUCUAUUUGUUUGUCAUCGUUUUUCUGUCUGUCUAUUUGUCUAUAUAUGUCAAUCAAUUUAUUAUACAUAUUUCAUAGGUUUGUACGUGUUUGUGUUUUGUCAUUGAUUGUGUCUAAUCCUAUGGAACAAUAUUGGCAACUAAAAGCCAUUUAUCUGUCACAAUCAGUUUGUUUUUAUUUAGGUAUAUGUUUUAUUUGUUUGCUUGUUUUUUAUUAAAACAUACCAGUCCUGUCAUUAUAAAUCUAUCCAAGUGCUUGGUGCAAAUGAACAUUUUCUUUUGUGUUCUCAUGUACAGCAUUUGUUGAAUGUGCGUUUGUCUUUGUUUAGACUUGUGAAUGCUUUCUUUUGUUAUAUGUCUGGGAGAUUUGUAACCACCACAAAAUAUCUGAGGUAAAAUGCAGAAACACAGCAAAUUGUGUCAUUCUAAACAGUGCGUCACUUGUGCUGUCCGAUGGCUGGCCUCCAUUGUGUUGCCUUUUUCCUCUCAAACCGCCUGUAGUGCAAUUAGAGCCUGUGAUGACAACGCAUGUCCCUGCAUGCAAAGCCUAGGCUGCAUGAGGAGCACAGGCCGAGCAGAGAACCGGAAUACGCUGAGUCCAUACAGGAAAAUGGAUGAGAAUUAAAAUAUAGAAUACAUCUGUUUCUUUAGCUAAGAUAUAAUUACAAUUAAAUAAUACAAACGCAAAUACUCAAAAUUACUGAUGGCAAAUUUGUCAAGUUGUUUGGCUUGACUUAGGUCAAAGCGAGCAACAAUAAUAUCACCGUGGCAAUGCUGUGUACAACUAUAUUUAGUAGAGGCAGCCAUUUUGAAAGUUUGACCUGCAUUACUCAUUCCCAUUUUAGUCCAUUUUGUCGGAAACGUGUUCACAUUUUGUUUGUGGAUCUUGACAAACUGGUAAAUGAAAGCUUUUGUUCCUCGGGACGUCUUUGAGGAAUGUUUUGAAUCGUCCCGUAUUUCUCUCUGUAAUUUAAUCCUACCACGAUAGUCUGCUAACAUAAAAUUGACACAAACUGCUUAAAUGUGUUCUCAGGAAAGGGAUACAGGAUAUUGCGGAGGAGUAAGUUAACUGAAACACAUAUGUUAAGAAAUAAUUCAGUGUCAUGUUUUUUUUUUGUCUUUUUCUUGUUUUAUGAUUUGCAGAGAAUAGAAAAUUAAGGAACUUUUUUAUUUUUUAAUUUACCUUUUGCAAACACCAAUGAUUCCCACAGUUACCAGACAAUGGGGAAACGGUGGUAUUCUAGCAUGUGUAGUGCAAAUUAGUUAAUAUUUGAAAUGCAUUAAAGAACACCUGUCAAAUAUUCUGACAGUGAUGUUGCCAAUUCAUUACUGCUCUUUUAUUAUGCUGGUUUCACCCCUCCCCCUCAGGCUGAUAGAAUACAGUCAUAAAGUUUGAUAUGCAAAAGUUGCUGUAGAAUGUGGGGCUAAUUAGGGAUGUAAAAAUCUAGGGUACAUAUCUAAUCUUUCUUCCACACUAUAAUGUCAUAGUUUUGUGUGAUAACCAAAUGUCACAGUUUUGUGUGAUAACCAAAUGGAUUUCCAGUGCAAUGUAUUCUAGGAAAUAUUGGGAGAUAUCUGUAAAAAGCAAUUGUUUAGCAAACUGCUAGAAUUAGGUAUCUGGGACCCAUGAUUGAGAUUUUUAUUUUUCGCUUUGGCAGAUAUUUCCACUUUAAAAUCAUUGCCAAUCGUUCUUUUAAAAAAAAAACAAAAAAAAACCCAACAUGUAAGUCCCAAGUGCUAGAAACAGGAAAUAUCAGUUGAUACUUGGAAAACGUAAUAAAAAAAAGCUAAACAGUUUUAAAUAUGAUGGCACAGCAGGGAGGCACGUAUUAAAGAUUAAAGAUGGAUUGUGUAGUUGCUGUUGGUAUUGGAUAUGUAUAUAUAAACUUUAUUUUUAUUGUAUAGUUGGUUUCCAUGUAUAGUAACGUUGAAAAUAGUCUAUAAACUAGACUGUUUCUGUGAGAUUGUAGAUUGUCUAGGGAAAAGAUUUCGUUUACGGAAGGGAAGGUUAAGACGUAAUGGGAUCGGACCUAUGCUUCUGCAGAUAUAUGCCUGGGGAAUGCCUAAAAAAGUAGCAAUCUGGGUUUAUUCCAUCUCGCAAACUAGAAUAUCUACCAAUCAAGGCAACUUAUCCCUAAUAUACUGCAAAGGUCCCUGGUCAAAUAACUGCUUUAAACUCCUUUAAAGGUCUGAUUUUAAGUUACAAUUGGACUGGAGUGUCUAAGUAAAACGAGGAUUGGAGACUUGAUCGUUUCUGUAUUGUUCCCUCAACACGUUUCUACAUCGGCAGAAUAUUAAUGUUUUAUCUGCCCUUUAAAAGUGAAUGUUCUGGUUGUCACUAUAAAUAAACAGGCACUGAUACUUCAGCUGAUGAGGACUAUAAAUUGUUUAUUCACUCAAAAGAGAGUCAUCGCAAGCUGCCAAUAAACUUAGAAAACAUAAGCAAAAAUUACCAAUAAAUUAAGAAAUAUGUAUCUUGCAUACAUAAUUUGAAAUAAUAUGCUACUAGCCAGGCUUAAGAGACACUUGUCAAUGCACAGCUCUUUCUACUAUGUGAUCUCUGAUCAGACAGUGUAGUAGAAUAUGCAAAGGCUUUUCUGUAACAUGACAUUUGACAUUAAAAGUUAAUCAUAGUGACGAUAAGAUACCAACACAUACCAACAUGAUAACCACAAAUGAUUAACUUUGCUGUGAUUAAUGGUUAUCUUUGCACGUCUAGAUAUAUAUUAGAAGGAGGAACUUGCUUGAGAUCUCUCGCCCUUAUAAAUGUGUCAGACUGUCAGGGAGUGUGCGGGCUGUUUGUCUUAGUAGACAAACAGUGUUUUGAACAUUCUUUCUACACAUAAUACAGUAAACGUUAAAUCGUGAGUAAUGCUCAUGGACCCAACUUUCAACCCACGUUCCACCUUCCACAUUAGCAUCUUAAAUGGUAUUCAUUGGCGGAGAGUGUCAUCUGACUUGCUCAACCAAUAUAUUAUUUCCAAAGUUGAACCAAAUCGACAUAUUGGCAGAUGGGAGACUUCUACUCUAGCGAUACCUAAAAGAGGGUCCAGACUACAGGCGCUCAAAGAACCUAGGCUAGUGCCAAGCCAUUCACAAAUAGUUCGACCCUUAAGAAUGGGAUGGUGCCACGGAAUGCUCCCUUUAAAUAUAUGCGGUUCUUUGCCAUUUUUCAGCAUGCUUUUUGUGGCAAUUCCAGACAUAAUGAUUCCAAAAAUCAUUAUUAUGUCUUCACAUUUUUUUAUUUUUUUUCCCUGUUUUACUUAAGCUUUGAUUUGUUUUAUAACCUCCUGUCGUUAAUUGCCUUUUAUAAAAUGCCAGGGUCUAUUCCUUGACUCUUUGACUGUUAGGAGUGACUCCCUCUGCUUCCGCCUCUGUCCACACAAUAGAAUUAUUUAUACAGAUCUUAUGAUCCUCCCAUCUUUCCUUCUUCCCUCAUUUGCUUUGAUUACGCUAUAUCAUUAAUCAAGGCUUUAAAUGCUCUGCAUCAUCAUAACUCUCUUCUCAGUGUUUAGAACUACUUAAAAAACAACAACAUACCACUAAACGUAUAACACUAGCUAAAAGUACAACGCUAUGUAAACGUAUAGAACUAGCUAAAUGUAUAACACUAGUUAGACGUAUAAACUAGCUACGAACUCCAAUACAUUUACUAAACUUCUUCAUAGUCCAAAGUCCGAAGAAUCCCAGACAAUUUCUUGGUUGAUAUAGUGAUUUGUGGUUACAACGACAGUUGUUCUUUAUGUAAAUUUGUUCUAUUCUUUCUAUUCAUACUGUCAAGAUUUUUUUUUUUUUUUUGCUAGAUGGGUUUUUUAUAGGCUGUAUAAAUAUAUUUCUUAGAAUGCUUCACAAUGAGCUGGAUACUUGGCUAUUUAGUAGCAACUAUUAGAAGAAAAAAAUACAUUGCGUGCAGAUGCUCUAUGUAAACCGAAAAAAACAGAUACGAGAAAAACCACAAUUGUGCGCUGAUAACUAACAAAAACAUCGAUUUCAUUAUUCUCAUCUUAAAUACAUUUUAGAACUUCAUUGUGCUAAUUUGGGACAAGUACAAGCAGCUAUCAUAACAAGGACGCCAAAAACUAGCUCGUUAACUGUUGCCUAACUAUGUAUCCCACAAAACGUUACCAGGAAACGUUUCGCACAGAGUUAUGAGAAGUAUAACCCAACACUUCUAUAUUAUAAAAUUGGCAAUGGGUAAACAACGAAUGUUAUGCGGAUUAACACGUCCAUAUUGCUAGGCAAGGAUUUACAACGCAUGUAUCUGUUUUGUGUUAGCGAGACUUUGCCAUAGUUUGAACAUCAAGACACAGGCAGACAUUAUUUGGGCAAAAACACAUCAUGCUGUGUGUCUGCUUGUGUAUUAUGGCUUUAUGUCUAGGGUAACUGUAUUCUAAGGUGAAUUUUAUAUUAAUUUGCAUUUUGCUUAGUGUAGUAGUGUGGAACUUAUGUUAAAUAAGUGUUAACUUAUGUGGAAGACAUCAUAAUGCACCUUAACAAUUACACUUACAAUUUCACAGUUCAUAAAAUAUAAACUGUGUCUGUCACCUAGCAGGUAUUUUGGCAGGCCAGUUAAAUAUUCAUUUAGUAAGAAUACUUUGCAUGAAGUAGAAUUUCCAAAAAAUUUUCCCUUGAGGAUGUAGCAGCUGUGCUUGGACUAGAGGCUGGCGAUUGACAUAAGCUGAUCAAUAUGUCCACAAAUUAGCUCCUCGCAAUAUUCGUUUCAAAUUGCUUCCCUGUUCUAUUGUACGUAAAAUGGAACUGAAGCGGAAUGAAGUGACAGCUUUUCUAAUAGGAAAAAAACAGCAUACUCAGUAAAAUAUCACAUAACAAUUUGCUGAUACAAAUGUCCAAAACUCUUGUAUUCUUAAAUUGAAGUAUCCUAGAAUUAACUGCUAUCUCAGCUUUUUAUUGUGUGUUCUGGUGUCGUACCUGCAUGUCUUUUAGAGCUACCAGAACCUUUUCUUCCAAGAGAAAUCUGAAAUUUUCUUUCCCCUAAAUAAAGUACCAGCAUUCUCAACGUAUCAUUCCUAUCCAAAGUUGGAUGUUUAACGUGGAAGUUACCUUUCGCAUAAGUCAAAUGGCAUUGGAUAUGCCUAGCUGUAGACCAAGGAUAGGCAACCUUCGACACUCCAAAUGUUAAAUACAUCUCUCAGAAUGCUCUUAAAUACAAAGCAACAUGGGAGAUGUGGUCCACAACAUCUUGAGUGCCGACGGUGGCCUUUCCCUGCGUAGACCAUUGUUUAUUGUCAAACUCCACCACAAUGUUUUGAUACAAACUGGUUCCCGAAGCCAGAAGACAAUGAGAUGUAGUAGUUAUGCUACUUGGACUCCCGCUCUAAAAGUCUGGGAUAAUACACAUGUUGCUGCGGUUUUGUAGAGCAGUAACAUUUGGCUAAGGGUGAUGAGACUGGUUCUCUAAUAACAGCUGGAAUGCCACAGUUUGCCUGACUGUUUUUUGAGCGUUAGUCAGUGAUGACAGACUCAUCUCUGCUGAUUAUUGAUUGCUAUCCAUGUGCUCUCUGCGUGAACCCUCAGAUCAUAUUAUCUCCUAUCCCUUUGUUUAUCCUAACUCAGUAAUCCAAAUCAUGUGCUUUUGUGGCUUUUUAUGAUUUCAUUCGCACACAGUUAUGUUCCGGGAAGAGUGGAUUUGCAGAAGCGGUUUAGGAAAGUCAGUACUGUGAAAGCAAUUAAUGUGAGAUUAGUUUGCUAAUUAUCAGUCACUUCCUGGUUCCUGCAAACUUUGAGAAUUUGCAACAAACAAUAGGAAUCCAGAGGUGAAUAUAUUCUAUCGAUCAAAUGUCUUCUAAAAUUAAUUCUAUUAAUAAUGCAUUCACAAAGGGGUGGGGGAACUGCAGCCUGCAGGGCCACACUAACCUUAAUAUUCAUUAAAGGGACACUAUAGUCAUCAAAACAAUGUAAGCUUAAUGAAGCCAUUUUGGUGUAUAGAUUAUGCCCCUGCAGUUUCACUGCUUAAUUCUUUGCCAUUUAGGAGUUAAAUCACUGUUUAUGCAGCCCUAGUCACACCUCCCUGCAUGUGACCUGCACAGCCUUCCUAAACACUUCCUGUAAAAUGUCAUCUAAUGUUUAUUCUUCCUUUUUUGCAAAUUCUAAAUAAUUUAGAAUGUCUUAUCUCCUGCUCUGUUAAUAGCUUGCUAGACCCUACAGGAGCCUCCUGUGUGUGAUUAAAGCUCAAUUUACAGAGCAGGAUAUAAAAACAUUUAAAGGACGUAAUAUAUGAUUGAAAUUUAAACCAUUUUUUUAGGGCUGCAUAAACAGAAACUAAAGUGAUGUAACUCCUAAAUGGCAUAGAAUUGAGCAGUGAAACUUCCGAGGCAUACUCUAUACACAAAAACUGAUUCAUUAAGCUAAAGUUGUUUUGGUGACUAUAGUGUCCCUUUAAUGACAUUUUACUUUUUAAAGGAAUACUCCAGUUUUAGGGGGCUCCCUCUAAGUCUAGUGAUGAUUUAGUGAAGAUCUUCCUGCUAACCCUGUGAUUCUCAUAGAGAAUCAUUGCAUGCCUCCCAAGUGUCCCUACUUUGGAGUGGCAAUCCCUAUUUUGGGCCCAAAUUUCUCUGUCCCUCUUUUCUAUUAUAAUUUCCCUGUUUACUAAGAGCUCAAUAUUAUUAGUGUGUCAGUAAUAAUACUCACAUUUUAGCUGCAUACAUUUUUAUUAGUACGUCAGCUAGAAUUUUUCAUAACAUCUCCCCCUCCCGCUACAUCCCCUUUUACACACAUACAAUUAAAGUGUCCUUCUUUGUCCAAUGAAAUGUUGGGAGGUAUAGCAUUGUGAGACUGGGUCCAUGUGCAGUAAUUAACUUGUUAGGAAGCAUUGAAUCCAGAGCUUCUCUGUGAGUGGGUGCUUGGGGCAAAUAUAGAAUGGAACCCAGAGAAAUUAAAUGGAGCAAUUUCUCAUGAAAGUGAUAUAUUGGGGAUUAGAAUGUUCCUUUAAAUAAGCCAAGUACAUGUAUCAAUAUUUCAGGUCCAAAAAAAGAAAAGAAAAAUGUUUUAUGCCUAUAGUGCUCUCAUACCUAAAUCAAAAUACUAAAACAUUUAUCAGCUGCUGGAUCUGCAGAAAAAUAAUGAUUUUGACAGUAAUAUGUGCAGAUACAGUUGAAGAAUAUACUUUUUAAAGAGUUAUGCACUGAACUUUGAAUUCUAGAACAAGUUUGAAUUGUAACAAACUGGAUUGCAAACUUUAGGAAAUAUAGCUGAUCUGGGAAAUUUCUCUAACUUAUCUUUAGUUGUAGUCGGGCUAUUUUCGGCUAAAUUUUGCCAUUUGAAUUUCAAUUUGCUACAAUCUGGAGUUUAGUAAAUAAACGCCAUAAUAUAUUAAUUAAUGAACUGCAAAUUGUCCAGAAUUCAUAGAGGGAUUGUAGAUUUGGACCAAAAUAGUCAUACUGGAAAAAUUCUAGAAAAAGAUAGAUAGAUAGAUAGAUAGAUAGAUGGACGGACUAUAAUGGAUUAAUAGAUAGGUAGGUAGGUAGGUAGGUAGAUAGAUGGACGGGCGGACUAUAAUGGAUGGAUAGAUAGGUAGGUAGAUAGAUAGACGGGUGGACUAUGAUGUAUAGAUAGGUAGGUAUGUAUGUAGGUAGGUAGAUAGAUAGGUAGGUAGACAGAUAGAUAGGUUUGGUAGACAGGUAGGUAGUUAGGUAGGUAGGUAGACAGAUAGAUAGGUUUGGAAGACAGGUAGGUAGACAGGUAGGUAGAUAGGUAGAUAGAUAGGUAGAUAGGUAGGUAGAUAGGUAGGUAGACAGAUAGGUAGGUAGACAGAUAGAGGGACAGACGGUCAGACAGCCAGACAAUAGAUAGACGGACUGACUGAUUGGCUGACUAUGAUGGAUAGAUAUCCCAGAAUACCCAGCUCAACAUUAUACUUUAGACUUUUUCCAGCAUUCCUGCAUGUACCCAUAACAAUUGAAUGCUGUUUCAAACACAGCAUUUAUUUUUUUUUAAAGCAAAGCAUGCAUUAUGAUCCUAAAAGGACCAUGAAAAGAAAUAUGAUUUCUUGGAAUCUCUGGGCCCACGGAGGACUUCCCAAAGUAGAACUUGAAAUAGGCAGGCGAUUAGCACAUAUAUAUCCAUAAUUUCCUUAUAGAAUCAGGCAUUUCGACUGCAAAAUGGAGGACUAGCAUUUUUUACUCUCUAAGAGUUUGUGCAACGUUUAAAGAAGACAACGGACAAGUGAUUGAUAGAUGAAUAUAGAUUUUAUGGUAAGAGAGGCAGAGCAAUUUUCUCCACGUUAAUGGUGCUGUCACAGUGAAGUUGCCUCAAAAUAUUUUUGGAGGAGAAAAGAUCUGCUCCUGUAUAUUUCAAUUGUACGCGUGUUAGAUUGUAUCCCUCUAUAUAUAUAUCAGCAUUCCAGGUAUGUAUAUACAUUUAUACCCAUUUAUGUAAAUACGUAGAGCUGGCCUUUGUAUAGCGACUAUGUCACAAACUAGUCUAGCAAGUGGGAAGGGUGUACUCAGUCAGAGACUGCAUCGUCUUUUAUAUCAAUUCAUUUUAUUCAUCCUUUGCUUGAGAAAAAUGAACUAAAACACAUUGUCUUGAGUUUCAAUUCUAGCAGGGGUUAGUCCUAGAUGGUAGUAAUUGUUAAAGAUCUGCCAGUGUGGCACUGUGGUAAUACUUUGAGGCUAGCCAUGCCAAAUAAAAUUAUUUGAAUACAGAAAAGACGAUAGCUUUCGAUAGGCCUCUGGGCAGCCUAGGUCUCUCUUUACUGCCCCCUCCUGCCACAUAGUGUAUAACACAUUACAAGUUCACAUAACCCCAUGAUGUAGAACAGCUGAGAAAACUGAGAGUGCGGGAAUAGAGCACACAUCUCUCCUAUUAACUGCUUGAACUCAAGGGGCCAUAGAUCUUCCCAUGAUAAAGGUUACACAUUGGGCUCAGUCUAACACUGGCUCGGUAAAUGUCAGCGUUACUACCAACCAGAAUUUGUAGGCUGUUACGCUGCUUUUAGAGCAGAAGAGAGAGAAAUUAUAUGAAGCAGGACACAAACAUUUUACAGAUAUUUUAAACCAUACACAUACAUGAAAGGAAGAAACAUAUAAAGAAACACUAAAGAGUUAGUAAUGCAAACCUGUAUUACUAAUGCUUUAGUAUCCCAGUCCCUAGUUAUAUAGAUGUCCUCCAUGUGCAUCCCAUAAAAUUAAUAAAAUAAAGGGUUUUACUUUCCUAUUUCCAUCUCUGAAGCUCCCCUCGGAGCUGCACCCCUCUCCUCCUUCCUCAUUGUCAUGGAGCAGGCAUGUCCUCCUCCAGCUAUGAUCCAACCCUGGUCUGCAUGCACGGUGAAGGCCGCAUGUGCAUUGAAUCAAUGCUUUCCAAUGGUGGCUUCCGUAUCACGUGAUCGAGUUUUGAUUGAUCAGUGCUACAGAACCGCCUCCAAUGUCUGUCAGUGUAACAGCCACUGGAGGUGUGUUUAGCCCUUCGAGGUCAUUUUCUGCAAGUGUUUUACUUUGAAUGGUUAAAUUGAGAGGACCACUGCACCCAGGCCACUUCAUUGAGAUGAUGUGGCUGGGUGACUUUAGUGAUCCUUUGAAGGUCAGGCCAAUUCAGUUAGGUGUAUCAUUCAUCUGAUGAUGUCAUCCAAUCUGUAUAGUCUACUCAAGAUCUGUAUAUGUUACUCAAGAUCGAUCAUUUUUGUAUAUUGGUGACUGGACAAGUUUUGUAUCACGGUUUCAUUUUAUUUAGUUUUAUCUUAUUCUGAUACUGAAAUGGGAAUAUUUUGUGAAAUACAGUGAAAGAGGGCUUAAUAGAAUGAUGUCUAACCCGUGGCACUGCUGAAGAUUGUGGACUACAUUUCCCGUGAGACUCUGCCAACCAUUGUAGUCAGUUAGUUUGCAAAUAUCAUCCAAAGCCAAGGUUAACUGUAUAUGAGUUUAUCCAAUGAAGCAUCAUGAGAUAAAAGUACUUUUAAUAUGUGAUUCAGUUUGUAUUAAGGAAAAUGAGAAACUGGGAUUUACCAGUAACAAGAAUCAGGGUUAGUGUAUGGACCUUGCCUGUAGAACUAAUAUAAAAUUCCAGUGCUUCUUAGUGAGACUGAGAGAGGAUAGGACAACCUAGAACCUUAGAACUUUAACGUUUUUGUGCAAACUCAGAAAGAUGUUUAUUGGUGGUGGUGUUGUAUGUGCUGUGUGUUUAUUAGUGGUGUAUGUGUAUUACGAUCCUGUGAGCAUGCAGUCCACAUAAACAACAGUGUGAUUUGGUAUUGCCAUAUGUUUGUGUCACAGCAGAGGCACUGCGAUAUGGCGAAUGGCUGGGCUUUGUUUCCUGCACUAUCGUCACAUCAAAAUUAACUGUGCCUCCAGGACAAGGGUGACAUAACAUAUACUACUCUAGGAUAAGGGUGACAUAAGAAAUGCACGAAACCAACUGUCCAAAAGUGGCCUUCCACCUCUUGUUGGACUUCAUUUCACAUUGGCCAGCAAUUUGGCAAAAUAUUAUGUAAAUGUUAUCCCAACAACAGAUGCAAAUGGAAAAGUUAUCCACCCUUUACUAUUGAGCUUUCUAUUUCCACCCAGUUAUUUAUGUUCAACGAGCCAUUUCAUCAACUAACCUGGAUUACACAUUAAACCAGCUACUUGGCAAUAAAUUGCCUGUUUAUCAAGGUCCACUGAGUGCAAACUGAAAAUAAAAACCAUUUCUGUAACUCACUAAUAUUUAUAUAUAUAUAUAUGAAAAAAAGAAUCAGUCUGGUGCCACCUAAAUACUUUUAAGAGUAAUUCAAAUUGUAAGGUUUAGGGUAAUAUACCUAGUAGGUUAACUCAUUGGUCAAUCACAUAACAAUGAUUAUUAAUGAUAAUAAUAAUAAUAAUGAUUAGAAUAUUUAACAUUGUAUACUUACAGGUAUUUAAGUGGUUCUUGGCGGAGUAACUCAAUGUCUUCCCAUGUUUGACAAAUGGUGGACUUUGAUAAAUGUUGGAUACUAGUCCCAAUUAAUGAGCACUCAAUACCCUCACUUUAGCCAUCACGUUAAUAGCACUGCUUACUGUUAGCGAGAAACCAGAAUUUUAUGAGAUAAAAACACUUGAAUCUUUCUGUUAUUUUAAUGUUACCUCCUCGGCUGAUGCCCCUGCAGAGCAUGUUGCCUGUGAUAGGUUGUGCUGAGAAAGCUUCUAAACUCUGCACGAGGGAUGUUGCAUGUUGUAAAAAUAAAAUGACCGUCUGAUUUUGUACUCAGGGUGUCAGGAGGCCAAGGUGGGCAUGGUGGGCCGAUCUAGUUUGUAGUUAUCCCAGACGAGGGAGCCUUGGUGGUUUGGAAUUUUAACCAGAAUAAUCUGACAGUUAUUUUGUAAAAGGAACAAGUGCCGAUUAUUGUUUAUAUACUGUACAUGUAUAUUGUCAAGCCCCAAUACAAGAUCAGAUGGUCAUCUUCUUGCCUUUAUUAACCAGUUGUUUUUCAUUGCUGUUCUAUAUCACUGUUAAAAUGAGUUUAUCAUCACAAUGGCUUUAUUUCCAAGUGCACAUUUAUAAGCAAAGGCACAGCGUCUAAUAAAGCCCACUUUUAUUCACUGUAGCUUGCACAAUACAUCACAGUAACCCUUAAUAUAUAUCCCUUCAUCAAUUACACAAUCACACAGCUAACAAGCAUAAAAGUUUUUAAAAGAAACCCUGAAAUUAAAAUUAUUACAAGUUUAUAUCUUACAAUUAGUAUUAGUAAGUAGUAUUAUUAUGGCCCCUUUAUCGUGUAAGGCAGAACAAAAACAAGAUGGCGGGAACGGAACCUGAAAUUGAGAUGGCCUCCCAUAAUCAGGACAUUUGUUGGUGUGGUUUCACAAAAAUAGAUACAAUUUCUUUUUGCCACAGCUGAAAAAAAAGAAUUAUUAGACCUGCUAAGACAGCUGAAAUGGAAGAAGUGUUUAGACUUUUAAAUGUCACUUACACCUUAGGUGUCCCCAGUGGCCUGUAGUAUUGCAUUGUGGGAAAUUCCAAGUUCUUGAAAUUUUAGUGUGAAAAGCAUAUUUUGCUAUGUUAAUGGCAAGCAGAAGCUAUUCAGAAAACUGAAUUGCAGAGAUUCGAGAAAUGAAUAGUGCUAUUAAGACUAAAAUAGUGACUAAGAAUAUGAUAAUUAUUUCAAAAUCACUUCUUUUUUUUGCAAAAUUUGCAAUUUAGUUUUCACAAUUCACAAAAAAAAUUGGUAACUAGUGGAUAAACCCACGAGAACUGAAAGAUAUGGUAUAUUUUAGUUUUAUAGAAAAAAAAGUCAAGAACUACAUAAAAAAACUUUGCAUUUAUAAGGAACAUGGGUAAAAACACAUUGCUCAUGGCUUAUUUUCAAAAAUAUUUAAUAAUAGUUAAAGGUUUUACAGUUUUGUCAUCUCCAGCCCUUCUAAGUGCAUUACUAGAUCCUGAAAAGUCAUGAAAUUCCUCCAAAUUUUAGAAUAUAUCCUGCGUUUUGUUAUUUUUAAAGGGACACUAUAGUGUCAGGAAAACAAAUCCGUUUUCCUGACACUAUAGUACCCUGAGGGUGCCCCCACCCUCAGGGUUCCCCUCCCGUGGCACCUAAUUCCAGCGCAGGGCUUCCUUACCUCUCCUCCCUCGCCGACGUCAGCAUCCUCGUCCGACGUCACAGGAGCCGAAUGCGCAUGCGCACGCAUUCAAAGUGUCCGUAGGAAAGCAUUUUUCAAUGCUUUCCUACGGACGCUCUGCGUGAUUGAGGCAUAAUAUUUCUCUGAAACUGCUAUGUUUGCAUCUGAAAGGUUAAAACCUGAGGGACCUGGCACCCAGACCACUUCAUUGAGCUGAAGUGGUCUGGGUGACUAUAGUGUCCCUUUAACCAUUGGGUUACGCACAGUUUGCUAGUGAAACACAUAAAAAUUUCUCACAAAGUUUUUCACUAAAGUGUGAAUUGGGAAAUCAAAGUGAUUUUUAUGUUUUGGAGCAAAAUAGCUGAAACUGAUAACAUAACUGACUUUUUUUGCCUUUUCGUCAGUUUUCUUUCUAAAAGUUAAAUUUCAUGUUAAAUUCAGGACAAUUAACCCUUUGAAUAAAAAUUUUAUAAUUUAUCUUCCAAUUUAAUACAACAUCAUUUUAGCAGUGAAUUCUUAAUCUUGACUGUCCUUUCUGUUAAAAAAAAAAGACCAUUAAUAUGUUGAAAAUAAAAUGUAUUUUAUGCUAACCUGUGUAAGAUUAGCAUACAGUUAUUUAAUUGUUUUUACCUGUAAAACACAAUGUAUUAUAAACUUGUCACAAAGUUAAGUGUGUCAAGGAGACACUCUAGGCACAAAAAACAUUUAAUUUCAUCGAAUUUCUUAUAGUGUCUGGAGUCUCUUGGUACUGUCCGUCCAUUCAGUGUUAAACCAUUUUCCAGCAGUUUAACGCUAAAUAAAAGUCCCUGGAUGCCUACAGCCCACCCCCACUGGAAAUCUAGCUAAGUCAGAAAUUACACACUUCCUUCUUGCCAAACCAAUUCAUACUACCAAUGGGCAAUGUGAUAGGCUGAACACAGUUAGCUGACACUCAGCCAAUCACAGCCACCCAUUAAUGCUCAGGCUAAUUGUUCCUCAUUAGCCCAAGCAGCGCAGAUCAGGUGGGCAUUAAAACUUUAAUAAUGAUUGGAGGGGACUCCAGGCACUAUAACCAUUUUAAUGAGAUGAAGCUGUUGCAGUGCUUAAAGUGUCCGUUUAAGAAGUAAAGUAGGAGUUUAGUGUCAGUGUAACAAUACCCACACAGUAUAUUUCUCAGCCCACCCACCUGUCUAUCCUAACUAAACUUAGUUCUGCUGAGUGAUAUUAGCUCCUACUCAGACGUAAAUAUUUUUCCUUUUUUCUUUAAGAUUCUGACUUUUAAUUCUUCCAUUCAUCGUGAAACAAUUCUUUUGUCAAUAGACUUUGUUCAAUGUUAUUUUCAGACACAUUGACAAGAGCCAUUAGUGAAGAUACAGUGUAUUUCUGAAAACAUUGACAAGCCGUUUUAUUUCUGAUCGCAAAAGACUUUGAUUUGUGUUCAUCAGCGUCUUUUGCUUUCCCUGCAUCAGAACCACUGAAUGUCCAUGAUGUUAAAGUUCAGAUAUAUAUUUAUGCCCAAGUUGUGCUCAGUUGUUGUGGAGACUUUUUGUCGUAUGUUGAAUUAUGUUUUUUCUUUUUUUUUUGGGAGGGGUCAUAUUAAGUUAACUGAAGCACCAUCUUUGAUUUUUGCGUUCUUUUUGCAAACAUAUGGCCCCAGACAGUAUUUCAGCAUAAGGUUUACAUCUAACUACCCGCAUCCAACUUUUUCUCUGAUUGUUCAUUGAAGAGAUAUCUUCUGUAAGAAAUGGCAGAAUCAAACAGAAUGGAGAGAUUGCACAGAAAAAUCCUGGUCACAAUUUACUCUGAUUUACUGCAGUCGGGACAUUGUGAACAGAUCUAAAUUACGGCUGAAACUAAACUGACCUGCAAGAUUGGACAAGAUAUCUCUACCUGCUGCUGUUUCUUUCGUCUGAGUACAUUAAUUCAAUCACUGCUGGGUACUCCUAUGCUGCACCAAUCAGUUUUGUUCAUUCCCAAAGUAAUGAACAACUUAAGUCCAUUAUUAUGUUAUCCUAUAGCUACAGUUGCAGGGUGCAUUCUUUUGCCAAACAAUUUCAAGCCUGUUUUUGGAGUAUAUUCACUAAAAAGAGAUUUGUGUAGAACACAUCUUCAGCCAAAAUAACCACCGUAGGAAAUUAUUUGGGUUGAGAGAGUUAUUUUGGUCUAUUGUCUGUAAUUGUCUCCAUAUUCCAAAUUUAAUGAAACCCCCUAUAUCAAUUUUGAUCAUUUGAGUCACUUUUAUAUCAGUGUUGUGGGACAUCCUGUCAGUCCUGGAGCACCUCAAAAAACUGAAGCGAGUAGAGGUUGGGGCUGGGGGUUUCCUCAGUAUAAACCACCUGUACUUAAGUUUUUUUUAUAUAUAUAUAUAUUUAAUAUAAGGAAUUUAUCAUAUAGCCACUAAAUAUGCUGCUCUCUUAUCUGUACAGUGCAUAAGAUGAGGGCUUCACCAGUAUGUGGUCAGAAUUUGCAGCAGUAGAUAGUGGUCCAGAUGACACCAAGCCUCUGUGUCUGCCAGUCUCCAUAGAACAUCGCACAGUGUUCCGUACAUUGCGUGUGUUUGUUGUGUGUAGUCAGUAGUGGCUACAGUAGUAUGCUAUGCAUUGACCAUUUGAUAACAUGUAUUUCUAUGAAUCUUACAUUUCCCCACAGAGGCACAGCGGAGACCAUAUUACGCGGACUACUCACCAGCUCGACGGUACAUCCACACACUCUGUACCAGCCACUAUCUGGACCUCUUCAUCACCUUCAUCAUUGGCAUUAAUGUUAUCACUAUGUCCAUGGAACAUUACAACCAACCCAAGGUACACAUCUGGUAGUUCUCAGUUCGCCCUCUAGUGGACUGAGAGAGGCAGUGCUAAACAUACACAUUCACAUUAAAACAAUCUUUCGCCCUUACUGCAUUGCAAUGUAUAAAUUAGUAUUAUUUUUAUUGCUUCCAACUUAUUUAGCUGUGCUCUAUAAUGCAUAGCAAUAUUAAAACUUUUUUUUGUAAAAUAAAUAACCACUGAAGGUUUGUAGUUAAUUAUGGCAUGCAUUAGAUGACAACGAGUCAAAAUAAAAUAAAUAAAUAUGAUGAGUAAAGAUUAGCAGUGGUAAAAGGUAAGUCUUUUUCCACCCUUUAUACUGUACAAGAUUGAGUUCUACAUGGGGGUCUAGCAUUUGGCAGCUCCUGCUAGUAUUCCUUUAAAAAUAAAAAAUGUAAAGAACACAAGUCAUAUACAAAUAUAUAAAGUCGGAUCUGUGGCUUUCAAGGUAUUUCUUAUAAUACAUUUCUGCUUAGAAGCCUCAGAGCUCUUUAUGCUAAUUUGUUUAUAAUCCUUUCAUCCCAUAAUAAUUGCCAGAAUACACCUCACCUAUUCUUCUGGUCUUGAAAAUGUUCUAUUAUGUUUGCAACUCAGGGGAACGGACCCAUUUAAAGUGAACAUAUUAGAUGUGUGCUCUCUCUCUUCCACUGAGGGGGCUGAUGGUAAGCUUUGCAAAGAAAAUUUUGUGACUUUCAUCUUGCAUCUUGCUUAGGCAGCCUUAGUAAAAAACAAAACACUCCAAGCAUCAUAACCAGUGCAGCCCGCUGUAGUGGUUAUGGUGCCAGGAGUAUCCUGGCAUCCUCCUGAAGUAAAAAGUCACACCAUUCUAGAACUCUUUGACAACUUACCUACGGUCUGUGAGGUGCCCGUUAUCUAGACCUGAGCUCCAUGCAGGAUCUCCUGGGGGUAAGUUGUCAAAGCAUUCUUAAAUGGUUUAAAUACUUACUGUGGGAGAAUAGCAAGGCCCGGCAUUAUAACCACUACAGAGGGCUGAAGUGGUUAUGGUGCUUGCAAAAUUAAUGGGAACUGCAAUUCGCAAUCUGCCCUAGUGUCAUAAAAAGCAUUAAAUCAAGUAAGUUAAAAACUAGUCUUAAAAUAUUGCUAAAACUUGUUAGAGAUUUUAUUUUUUAUUUUCUAUACAUGCAGUAUAUGGACAUUGUCCCAUGUUUUAUUGAUAAUAAAUGGCUGCUCUCGGCUAACGAAUCCCUUUGAAACAUUACUUUAUAUAACAGUUUCUAAGAGGCAAGAGAAAGUGUGUUUUUCAAUACAUCCUGUUACACGCCAUAAAUUUAGGCAUCAUUAAAUUACAGCCUUGCGCUUGCUGCAUCUACCGAUGACAGCAAUAUUUGUUGGCACUUUCCAAUGACAAUAGGAAGUAAUUUCUGGUGUUCUGUGCAAAGUCCCCAUUUCGUACAGCCAUGUUUCCGAUGUAUAAUUCUUGCAGAUCUCGUCUGUCAGAUUACGUAAUAUGGCUCAUUCAGACCCAUCUGCUCCUCGGAAUAUAUUGGCUUCUCUCGCUGUUUUUGAAGUAUUUGGCCAGACAAGAACAAACAAAAAAAAAAAAGAGAACAUAAGACUCCGUUCUGGUGCUAUUACAGACAUCCUUUUAAAGUGGGGUCGGGGAGUUCAAGGGAGGGUUUCAAACUGAAAAAGUCAUAUGGGAUCGUGUUUAUGUGAAUCUUAAAAAAAUACUUGUAUGGUGUGUUCCUUUUUUUUCAGUCCCUGGAGGAAGCUCUGAAAUACUGUAACUACCUCUUCACCAUCGUCUUCGUGUUUGAAGCUGUUCUUAAACUGGUUGCUUUUGGAUUCCGAAGGUUCUUUAAAGACCGGUAUGGUGAAAUCUGUUUACUUUCAAUCGUAGCUUAACCUGAGUUGGUAAUCCCUAUGUGUACACUGUCUAUGACUAUGCAUUGUAUAUGGCAAUGUUUUCUACGUAUACACAAUGUACAUGUAUCAAAACGCUUCAUAUAAAGAGACGACGUGUACAUGGCAAUUCACAGCUCUUAAAUCUGUGGGGUCUGUGCACUGGUCAGUGAGUUGUAGUCAGUGGACCACCAGUUUGCAAAAAAAAAAAAUGUUGAGUCUGCCAAUUUUAAGGUUUGUUUUUUUCCAAUUCAACUAUUCUGACCUAACUUUUCUGUUUUUAAUGAAAACUUCCCCAUAAUUUUAAAUUGAUCUGAUGUCUAGUACUGAUGUUUAACAAGCACAUUAUAAUCUUGCAUUACUGCUAAAGUAACCAUUAAAGCAUGGCGUGGGCAAACAUUGGCACUCCCGAUGCUGUAGACUACAUGUCCCCUGAUACUUUGUCAGCAUUAUUGCUGUAAAGCAUUAUGGGAGAUGUAGUCCACAUGUGGAAUGCUGAAGAUUCCCUGCCCCUGCCAUAAAGUAACAAAAACUUUAGGGCUAGGUAAAUGUAUGAUAACAAGGUUAGCUAAUAUUGAAGUUCGGUGGGUCUUAUUUCAAUUCAAGUAAAUAAAGCAAUUAAUUAAUUAAUUUGAAGUAAUUAACGUAAUUUAUUAAAAAUGUUGUAACAAAAUCUGCGCAAACUCACCACUGCAUCUUCAAACUUAAGGUGCUCUUUGGUUCAAUCAUUCAUAUUUCUGUAAGCCUAUUUGAAGCUUGUUUAAGCCCCUAUUCAUUGCCCUAUCGGGGUUUCUGUUAGAACCUCGUUUUGUGCUCCUAGCGAUUCCCUUGUGAUUUCCUGUGUUUGACCUCGGCUUCGUAUUUGACUCCUGAUUUCUGGUAUCCUGACCCCAGCUUCGUAUUUGACUCCUAAUUUCUGGUAUCCUGACCCCAGCUUCGUAUUUGACUCCUGAUUUCUGGUAUCCUGACCUCGGCUUCGUAUUUGACUUGCGAUUUCUGGUAUCCUGACCUCGGCUUCGUAUUUGACUUGCGAUUUCUGGUAUCCUGACCUAGGCUUCGUAUUUGACUACUGAUUUCUGGUAUCCUGAACUUGGCUUCGUAUUUGACUUGUGAUUUCUUGUAUCCUGACCUGACUUUGUAUCGACUCUGAGUAUUCCUGUUUUUCUUGUCCUUGCUUUAUUUUGACCCUGAUUCUUGUUGUUUAGUUACGUUAAAGGACCACUCUAGGCACCCAGACCACUUCAGCUUAAUGAAGUGGUCUGGGUGCCAGGUCCCUCUAGGAUUAACCCCUUUUUUUUAUGAACAUAGCAGUUUCAGAGAAACUGCUAUGUUUAUAAAUGGGUUAAUCCAGGCUCCAAAUGCUCUAGUGGCUGUCUCAUUGACAGCCGCUAGAGGCGCUUGCGUGCUUCUCACUGUGAAAAUCAUUGUAAAUGCUUUCCCAUGAGACUGAAUGCGUGCACAGCUCCUGCCGCACAUGCGCAUUCAGCCGAAGAGGAGGAUCGGAGGCGGAGAGGAGGAGGAGGGGGUCCCUAAGGGGGGGGGGGCACCCUCAGGGCACUAUAGUGCCAGGAAGACGAGUAUGUUUUCCUGGCACUAUAGUGGUCCUUUAAAUCCGGUCAUUCUAAGGUUCGGUAAUAUGUCUUCUGGAUUCCACCUUUUGUGGUUUUCUCUUUCCUGCGUGUUGGGGUAUGACUCCUGUGAUAGUUAUGCGAGUAAUUAAGUAGUGAAAAUAGCUCAGGAUUAUGGGAGUUGCACUUCAGAAUAUAAUUUUAAAGGGUACCUGCUGGGGCAGCGGGGCCUGAAUUGCAUGGCAGCUAGAUGUGUUCUGUGUGAGCUCCCAGCCUGAGCUCAAAUUUGAGCUGCUACACUGACUCCCAACAUGCUAGUCCGACUUCUAACGUGACUUACCUGCUUCAGGAACCUGCUGAGAAGCUUGGUGUUGUUUUUGGCGGACUUCCCUCUUCACGUUUCCAGGGGUCUUCAGCGCAGCCUGGUUGAAUGGACGGGUGGGAGAGGUGGCCGAUUUCCUGUUCUCCCGUUCUGCAUAAGCCGUGCCCUCAAGGUGAUACUCAGUAACUCUGUUCCCCACCCCCCCUUUGGACCGGGGGGGUUAUCCCAGUCCCCACUGGCUGGCCCUUCAUACUUGCCUGACACUUGGGGCUGCCUGCUGCCUGCAAGAACAUCAUAGAAAGUGAGACAAAAUGGUGUCCAUAUCCCACGAGUACAAACCUAUGCAGCCCAGGCAGGACUGUCCUAGCAUGUUGGAGCAGUCCUUGGAGAGGCUGUAGGCAAUAUUCACCCGCUUCUGGGACACCCUGGAGAAGUGUGCCAUGCUCUCUACUCCACAAGGUGGCAACCAGGAGAGCAGCGACUGGGAGGUGAGCAGAACCCCAUCUGGCAUAGCAAAUAUACAGCCACCCGUGUUCACCAGAGCUUGCCCACCUAGGCUGAUGGCCAUCAGGGGUUGUCCCCCAAAACAUCGUCCAUGCAUACAGAAGACAAACCGCCGUAGGCAGCUACACCACACCAAAGUCUCCUGCUUCCCCCUUGGGGGAAAGGACUUGGACUCACAGAGACCCAGAGUCCGUGGUCACAAGAUGCCGGCCCAAACGCAGGCCAGGGGCUGUCUCACUCCCUUCGGAAGGACCCCCUCCUGGAAUUCAUGCCCACAUGCCAACUAUGCCACUUGCAAGAAUCGGCUGAUACUGACACCAGAGAAGCAGCCUAGGAGCUAUAUGGCACUUUACCUAACCUACCAGGUGACUGGUUAAGGCCUGAUCACCUCAUAGCUGUAACACCUCUCUGUAUAUGCUGACCUGUUGUUGUUUUUCAUUUUAUAUUUUCUUUCUCUUCUUAACUCACACCUAAGCCGAACAGUUACUGAGCGCAGUUCCAGUGGACUAGCAGGUUCAUAAUUAGCAUGUUAAUUCCUACUCAUAGCCUUUAUCUCCUGUCUAUCUAACCUUAUGUGUAGCCAGCCUGCUAUAAACUUCAGGUCUAGCCAGAUUUAAGCAUUUAUAUAUUUUUAGAGCUUUAUCACAAAUGGCUAUUCUGUGUUCCCUGAUUAUUCUGCCCAUAGCAUGUAUCCUAAGUCUAGACAUAUCCGUUUAACUUAUCCGUUAUGUUAUGUUAUUAUAAAAUUGUGCUGAAAUGUCAAAAUGCCAUACCAAUGUCUCUCUCUUGUUGUACUUGCUCUGGCUGUCGUGGCAUUGCAAGCUUGCCUGUAAUUUAAUUGCACAACAAAAAAAACAUUUUUUUUAAAAAAAAAGGUACCUGCUGGUGAAAGAACCCAAAAGCUAUCUUUGUUUUUCUUCUUUUGUGGAAAAAGAAUUGGAGUGUGUAACAUCCUCCCUGCAAAGCAACAACAAGCACAGUGUAAAAAAUGAAUGUAAUUAAUGUAACGGGUGAUCGAGCAUCCUAGGUAGAUAAUUAAAGAACGCUAUUAUUUAAAACGAUACUCAGAAAAAUGCAGCAGGUUAUAGAAGCUUUUAAUGGGUCCUCUGGCAUUUCCUCAUUUUCUUUAAUUCAGAAACAUUUUACCGCUGCAGUGAAACAUUGCAACAAAUGGUAGAAAUGAACAGAUUAACAGGACACAUGGGCCUUGUCAGUGUUUGUGUCUGUUGAAAUGCCAUGCGGUAGUUGUGCCAAAAGCUGCGAUACGUAGCGAAUGAUAAGGCAUGAAGUGAGUGUCAUUUAAAUGUAUCAAGUAUAUGAUUUGAGAGCUUGGCACAGCCGCACAGGGCCAAGUUUUCUUGCCGGUUCUAGACAAGGUCAACACAGCAAGAUGGGUCACAUGCCGUACCCAUCAACUCUCCAUGUGGUGUUACAUCAUCACCAUAAUCUCCUGCCAUCCUCCCCACUGGUCCAGCGUGAGACACGUCCUAAUUAGGGUUUCUUUCAGCUUUUGAAAAAUCCUGGUGAUGCUAAUUUGCAGGGCUAUCUGAUCAUAUCCAAGGCUUGGACAGGCUGAGGUUACAUAGAUGGGAAGUUUCCUUAACACUUAAAGUUCUUAGCACAUCUUAUUAUCCGACAGUCCUGGUCGAGUUGUUCUAUUUGCAUUCCGAGUAAUAUAUUAUGCUUAACAUCCCAUUCUUUCCCGAAUCUGUAAAAGAAGAAGAGAGAAAGCACAAUCAUAUGCACUGAUGUUUAAGCCACAUUUUUAUUCAUUGCAAAAUAGAUGUUCAGUUCAUUGUUGUGUUUGAUUUGCUGAAGGUAAUGAUUUUUUUUUCUCUUUGUGGUGUGCAUUGAUUAUUGGACAAAGACACAGUACAAUUGUGGUUAUUUACAGUGUGCAGUUAAGCACGGUAUAUCUGGCCUUUACAGAAGCCAUUACGGAAAAAAAAAAAAAAAAAGUUAGAAAAAAACCUAAACAAUUUCCCUGUAUAAUAGGUUGUUUUUAUAGGGAUAUAUUCACAAAGACUCCUUUCUUGAAUCGUGAUGACCUGAGAACUGAGAUGCAACAUUUUGGUUAAAAUAAUAAGUUUUUAGUUAACAAAAUCUCCAAAUUAGUGAUUUGUUUCCAGUUCGACUAUUUGUCCUAAAGCCAUUUGAGAGUCAGCUGCCAAUUCGCUGUUUAGACAAAAAUAAUCAAGGUUCUUCUCCUUCUUAGCUUACAACAAGAGAGGAGACACUUUACUGCUGUCCAGCUCCCCCCGAUAAUGCAAUAUUAGUCUUUGCUGCACGGUCACCAACUGGGGACUUUGCAGAAUUUACAAAAAUUGCCACUGGGGGUCUGGUGGCCAGGGGGCAGGCAAAGGUGAGUUCUGCUUACCUGUACCUGUCCCUCGUUGGCGCCACCAUCUUCUUCCGGUGGGUCCACUGUACGCCAAACUAGAGGCAUAAUUGGCUUAGGGAACGUUUUUAGUUUGGCUAUUUUAACCUUGAUCGUGAAUUUUACUUUGAAUCCACUUUGAAUUCUUAUUUUAUUAAUUAGCCCUUUUAAUGUAAUUCCAUUCGUAGAUAAAGAUGUUUUACACAGAAAGUUCAUUGUGAUGGGCAUGUGACAAGCAACUUAUAUCUGCAAUUUAAUGAUAAUAAUGUUUAGGAAGUAUUCCCCUGCCUCUGAUACUUUCUUAGAUUGCCUGUGUGCUUGGAAUCUUUUUAAACACUCGAAAACAAAAGUCAGUCUCUUCCCUGCUAAUUUAUAAUGUCCUGCGUUUUUCUGAUAGUUGGAACCAGUUGGAUUUGGCCAUCGUUCUUCUCUCCAUCAUGGGGAUUACAUUGGAGGAGAUAGAAAUCAAUGCCUCUCUUCCCAUCAACCCAACAAUUAUACGAAUCAUGAGGGUGCUGAGGAUUGCUCGAGGUGAGUUGCUGCAUGUUCAUUCAUGGUCAUGUGGCAUGCUGGCGUUUGACUAGUACACAGGGUGGCAUAAACAUGGUACAAAUCAUAGUAUACUUUGUUGCUUAGAGUUAGCAGACUUUGAUCAGUGUUACUGGGAGAGUAUGACAUUUUUAUUUUUUUUCAUAAAUACCAAAUGUCCCAAUAUUUUGACGAAAGUCCUGACAGCGAAACUGUUGUUUCAAGAAUUCCUUACUUAUCAAACAAUUGCCAUUCAGCACCAACACGAUGAUACAAAGAAAUGUAGAGCUAGGUGUUCUAUGCAGGGUGUCACAUCCUGAUCCUGCAGUGCCUUGUGCUUUGCUCAGUGAUGUCGUUAGACCCACACCCGUUGGCUUGAUGACCAAGGAAACUCAGAAAUUAGCAAGCAUGUUCUUCUUAGGGUGAACCAGCAUACUCCUGGUUUCAUUACCCUGAUUCCUAACAGAACUGGAUUUCCAUAAUGUUUACAGACUGUCAUAUAAGAGAGGCACUAUGUGAUGCCAGAUGGCAUAGCCUUAUGUUGGCACUUGCUUUCAUUCAUGCACUGCUGCUGCCUUCAUGUUGUGCUCAAUCCCAAACUCAAGUUGCCUGUACUAUGUGAGUCAAUGUGGGUUCAGGAUUGUAGCUUAAUGGUAUGACACUCAAUAGUUCCUCUUGCUGGACACACAAGGCAGGACACAGAAUAUAUAUAAAUGAUCUGUUAUAAGUAGUCUUAAAGGAACAAUCCAAGCACCAUAAUUACUGCAGUGCACUGUGGUUAUGGUACUUGGAGUGUUCUGUUAAAUUGAUCCACCGCUGACUUUAAUAGACGCAUAGGAUAACUCAGGAAAUCUAACCUCUAUGAACUAUAAUGCACACUGUGCUUAUGAUAGGAUUUGCAGUGCACAGCUGUAGGAGAUCCAGAUAUGAUCUUUCCCAUGGACUGACCGUGUUAGUACCAAGGGGGUAAUGAGCUCAAUGAUUUGUAUGUUCCGUAUCGUUUGACCCGCUGAAAUAACACCAUUUGUUUUCACAGUUUUGAAGUUGCUGAAGAUGGCAACGGGGAUGCGAGCUUUGUUGGACACCGUGGUGCAAGCGUUACCCCAGGUAAUCCCAUACCUUAAGUUAUGUUUUGGGUUUAUGUGAGAAGAUAGCACAGCAGGAGUCAGAUUGAGAGGAAUCAUAACGAAUCAAUAUAUUUAUUUUAGUGACUAGAAAUUUAAUAUUAUGGAAGAGCUUAUUACGAACCAGUUAUAUGCAAACAGACAUUUAUUACACACCGGUUAUAUGCAAGCAAGAAUUUAUUACACACCAGUUAUAUGCAAACAGGACUUUAUUACACACCGGUUAUAUGCAAACAGGCAUUUAUUACACACCUGUUAUAUGCAAACAGGCAUUUAUUACACACCGGUUAUAUGUAAACAGGAAUUUAUUACACACCGCUUAUAUGCAAGCAAGAAUUUAUUACACACCAGUUAUAUGCAAACAGGACUUUAUUACACACUGAUUAUAUGCAAACAGGCAUUUAUUACACACCAGUUAUAUGCAAGCAGGCAUUUAUUACACACCAGUUCUAUGAAAACAGGAAUUUAUUACACACCAGUUAUAUGCAAAGAGGAAUUUAUUACACACCGGUUAUAUGUAAACAGGACCUUAUUACAAACAAGUACUGUGUAAAAUGGACCUUAUUGCAAAUGGGGACUAUUUUAAAAAGACCUUAUUACAAACCAGUGUUAUGUAAACAGGACCUUAUUACAAACUGUACUUUUUAAAGUAGAUCUUAUUACAAACCAGUGUUAUGUAAACGAGACCUUAUUACAAACCAGUGUUAUGUAAACGGGACCUUAUUACAAACUAGUGCUAUAUAAACAGGACUUUAUUACAAACCUGGGCUGUUUAAUUAAACACGGCCCUAUUACAAACCAGUGGUAUGUAAAUAUGACUUUAUUUAAAUCAGUGCUGUGUAAACAGGACCUUAUUACAAACCAGUACUGUCUAAAGAGGACCUUAUUACAAACCAGUGCUGUGUAAACAGGACCUUAUUACAAACCAGUGCUGUGUAAACAGGACCUUAUUACGAACCGUUGUUAUGUAAACAGGACCUUAUUACAAACUAGUGCUGUAUAAACAGGACUUUAUUACAAACCUGUGCUGUUUAAUUAAACAGGGCCCUGUUACAAACCAGUGGUAUGUAAAUAUGACUUUAUUUAAAUCAGUGCUAUGUAAACAGGACCUUAUUACAAACCAGUGCUGUGUAAAAUGGACCUUAUUACAAACGUGUGCUGCAUAACAGGAACUUAUUACAAAACAGUAAUGUGACCUUGUUACAAAAGUGGGCUGUUUAAUUAAACAAGGCCUUAUUACAAAUCAGUGUUAUGUAAACAGGACCUUACUACAAACCAGUGCUAUAUAAACAGGACCUUAUUACAAACCAGUGCUAUAUAAACAGGACCUUCUUACAAACCAGUGCUAUAUAAACAGGACCUUAUUACAAAUGUGGGCUGUUAAAACAAGUCCUUAAUACAAACCUUGUCUUCAUAAACAGGAUCUCAUUACUAAUUUAAUUUAUUGGUGGGAGGGGGUCAUUUAAUAGUUGUGAGUGUGGGUUUCAAAUACUUUGUUAUAUCUUAGCAAUUGGGCUUUCAGUUCACUGCAGGCACUGGAAGAUUUCAGAGCAGGAAAAAACUCAAAAUAUCUCUUUGGGACAGAUCACCAAUCCCAACAAAGGAAUAUUCUGAACUAUGACAAAAUAUAUUCUGGUCUUAUUGCACAAGAUCUCGCCGGCUUCGCAAGGAUUUCCACAAUUAUUACAAUGUGCCACGUUACCUCAAUCCUAUUUUUAGAUCAGUGAGAUGACUUAUUCCCAUCAAAUAGGGGCCUCUUUGUAUAAACUGACAUUUGUUGGUUCUACGUCCUAAGCCAGAUAAAAACUCAAUAGGAAGGGGAAAAAAAUAAAAAAAAUAAAAAUGUUACAACCACAGCCAGAUCGUCUUUGUAUUGAAUAAAUAUACACAUUAAAAGAUCAAAUAGUCAUGUAUAAACACUUGUUUCUUAACCCAUCAGUGACCUGGAGUAUAUUUCAAAUAAUCUGUAACAUUCUAUAAUCAGAUUAUACUGUACGGGAGUGCAAAGAAUUAGUAAUUUUUUUAGUAGCUGUUAAAUAGAAAGAAAACUCACAGGGAUUAAAGAGCCACUGGAGGCAUCAUAACAACUUCACACUGAAGUUGUUAUAGUGCCAAGACGUCCAGGGCAUAAUCUUACCUUAAGGGGUUAAAUAUUUACAAAACAGUUGAACCCCAACUUUCUAAGGUGGUUACAAAACAGUUGAACCCAAAUCGUUCUACCCAUCAACUUCUUUUGUUGGUCCAAGGCUUUAAUCAGGAAGCCUCAGACUAGGCAAUAUUCACAGGCAUUACUAUUUUAUACUCCAAAAUAAAUACUCGUUAUUGUUAUAUAUAUAUAUAUAUAACGACUCUAUCGCUGCACCCAAAUCUAACACUAGAUGACACUAGACAGUGAAUUGUAGGUUUGGAAUACAAGAGAAAGUAGUGCGUGUUUUAACCUUUGACCAUUGGUGGGCAAUGUUGGUACUAUCUUUACUUGGUUAGCACCAGUAAUCUUAAAUAAACUCAAAAUGGACAGUUAAACAAAAUAAUGUUAUAGACAAGGUAAACGCUUACAUCUUCCCAGCAAAUUUCAGUUACUGAUGUGGGAAUCAUAGGGCAUGUGCUAAAGUUCAAGAACCUUGUUUUCCUCUUUGACAUGGUCAAUAUACUCAUUUUAACUUGUGGUUGAGAUUGCUCUGUUGGUUCAUUCACCAACUACUAGUGCAUUUAGUACCCCAGGUUCACACAUCCUAUUCCUAGUGGGUCAUCUCAACAUUUUCUUCUGCAAAGGAUGACAAUACAAGUGCGAUUAAAUUGAGUAAUGAUAACAUCUACUUCUUAAAACACAAAAACAAGAAAGCAAUAUUAGUUUAUAAUUUCCUGCUUAAAUUACUUUUUUUUAAUUUUUUUAUUAUUAUAAUGAUUGUUAGUAUGAAUAUCCAAUGAAUACAAGUGGGUAGACCUUGAAAGUGCAUGACAAAAGCAAUAAAACAAAGGAUGUCUGAAUUUGGAAGUUCUAUGAAAUUCUAUGGAAUCGUCAGAGCUAAUUGAGAUUAUUCCUGCUUUAAUGAAACAUUAUCAAACAAACAUCAGCUAUUUUCUUUAAAAGAUCAAGUUAAAUCUGAUGAGAAUGUGUGGAGAGGCAACAGGACCGGUCAUAUGCAGUAGAGUCCACUGUACCAAUUUCAGUUGUGCAUAGAUUCCACCACUCGACAAUGAGUGCAUUGACUCUACCAACACUCUGUAGCAAUUUGUCUCUUUUCAAACCAGCUUUUAGAAUUAAAAAAAAUAAAAUGUGUAAGAGAUGUAAAGCUCAUGAAUGGGAAGAUGUGAAUACGACAUGAUUAAUACCAAUUCACAAAAAAAAAGUAAAAGAAAGAAAUGGACGAAUGAGACUGUGAAGCAGCAGUUCAGAGACCUGCCUUGUCUCUGGAAUCUCUGGAUGGACUUGUUGCAUCUCAAUGAGUUGCUCGCUGUGUGAUGAGCUGCAGGAAGCAAGUCGGAGAGCAAGGCUUAUGUUCUCCUGUCCUUGGAGCAGGCUGGCACAUGUAUAGCUUCCUGAGAAAUCACUCCUGACAGGUCUCCCUAGGAGCCCUGAAUAUCGUUUGCUUGACUGACUAAAAUGCCAUGGUGUGGGCCGAUGAUGCAGAAAUAAUUAAUCUCGGAAAAAUGAGAAACUAGAUGUGCUGGAGAUGUGCUCCUGGGAAGCCAAUGCCCGCCUCCAGCUAUGCCCACGCUGUGAAAAACAUUAUAUGUCUACAAUUCUCAUUGUGGCAGUGUGAACUAUACUGCUGAGCACCUGCCAAGCAAAGCGUUGCCCUCCCUUCUGCCACGUCUUGGUGUAUUCUUCAUUCUAUACUUCAUUCUAAACUUCGAGUCAAAUAGAAAUGGGGCCAAAAGUUAAGAAAACUUGCUUUUUACCCGAGUUGAGGAAUGUCAAGCGAACAAACCAUUAUUUUACAAAGUUCUCUUUCCUGAAUAAAACACUGCUGCUGGCAGUUUUAGGAGAAGCAGUGUGAGAAUUGAACGACUCUCGCCCUUCUAGACUUAACCACCUUCUCUAUUAGGUGUGGAAUAAUUACAUCACUACCACAGCUGUUUAUAUGCUGAGUUUCAUGACGGUAGAAGCUUCCCUGUGUCCCAGCUAGCCAGGAGCAUUCUAGAUUUUAAAUAUCGAGCGCUUUAUACCUUGUAAUACAGAAUAUUGUAAACUGCUUGCAAUUUGUUUCUGUAUCCUUGUUUAACAUUUUAAACAAAUGUGCUUGCUAGAACUUUAUAAACUUUUUUAAAAAGUCAUGAACUUUAGUGAUGGGCAUAGACCUCUGAUGACCAUUACAUUGAGUUUUUAGUUUAUUCUCUACAACAAAAUUAGUUCUACUGUUAUCUCAAAUCUUUUUGUUCUUCAUUCUACAGUGAGGGAAAAAGUAUUUGAUCCUCUGCUGAUUUUGGAUGUUUGCCCACUGACAAAGAAAUGAUCAAUCUAUAAUUUUAAUGGUAGGUGUAUUUUAACAGUGAGAGACAGAAUAACAAAAAAAUAAUAAUCCAGAAAAACCCAUGUCAAAAAAGUUAUACAUUGAUUUGCAUGUCAAUUAGUGAAAUAAAUAUUUGAUCCCCUAUCAAUGAGCAAGAUUUCUGGCUCCCAGGUGUCUUUUAUACAGGUAACGAGCUGAGAUUAGGAGCACUUUCUUAAAGGGAGUGCUCCUAAUCUCAUAUUUUUACCUGUAUAAAAGACACCUGUCCACAGAAGCAAUCAAUCAGAUUCCAAACUCUCCACCAUGGUCAAGACCAAAGAGAUGUCCAAAGAUGUCAGGGACAAGAUUGUAGACUUACACAAAACUGGAAUGGGCUACAAGACCAUCACCAAGCAGCUUCAUGAGAAGGUGACAACAGUUGGUGAAAUUAUUCGCAAAUGGAAGAAACACAAAAUAACUGUCAGUCUCCCUCGGUCUGGUUCUCCAUGCGAGAUCUGACCUCGUGGCGUUUCAAUGAUCACGAGAAUGGUGAGGAAUCGACAAGAUCUACAUGGGAGGAUGUUGUUAAUGAUCUCAAGACAGCUGGGACCAUAGUCACCAAGAAAACAAUUGGUAACAUACUAUGCUGUGAAUGACUGAAAUCCUGCAGCGCCUUCAAGGUCCCUCUGCUCAAGAAAGCACAUGUACAGGCCCGUCUGAAUUUUGCCAAGGAACAUCUGAAUGAUUUAGAGGAGACCUGGGUGAAAUUGUUAUGGUCAGAUGAGACCAAAAUCAAGCUCUUGGCAUCAACUCAACUCGCCGUAUUUGGAGGAGGAAUGCUGUCUAUGACCCCAAGAACACCAUCUCCACCGUCAAACAUAGAGGUGGAAACAUUAUGCUUUGGGGGUGUUUUUCUGCCAAGGGGACAGGACAACUGUGCCACAUCAAAGGGACGAUGGACAGGGUUAUUUACCAUCAAAUCUUGGGUGAAAACCUCCCACCCUCAGCCAGGGCAUUGAAAAUGGGUCAUGGGUGGGUAUUCCAGCAUGACAAUGACCCAAAACACACAGCCAAGACAACAAAAGAGUUGCUCAAGAAGAAGCAAAUGAAGGUCCUGGAGUGGCCUAGCCAGUCUACAGACCUUAAUCCCAUAGAAAAUUUGUGCAGGGAGCCGAAGGUUCGAGUUGCCAAACAUCAUCCUCAAAACCUUAAUGACUUGGAGAGGAUCUGCAAAGAGGAGUGGGACAAAAUCCCUCUUGAGAUGUGUGCAAACAUGGUGGUCAACUACAAGAAACAUCUGACCUCUGUGAUUGCCACCAAGUACUAAGUCAAAUGGGUCAAAUACUUAUUUCACUCAUUGACAUGACAUGCAAAUCAAUGUAUAACUUUUUUGACAUGCGUUUUUCUGGAUUUUUUUUUUUAGUUAUUCUGUCUCUCACUGUUAAAUUACACCUACCAUUAAAAUUAUAGACUGAUCAUUUCUUUGUCAGUGGUCAAAAUCAGCAGGGGAUCAAAUACUUUUUACCCUCACUGUAUAUCAAGUGAUUUUGUAAUUGAUGAUAUUGGCUUUUCCCUUGGCAUACUUAUUAUUGGAUGCAUGUGUGUGCCAUGUCUGAUAGAACCAGAUGUUAUUUACCCUUCAGGGUAUAAUAGGACAUAUUAUUGCCUUUAUGUCAGUGGAAAUGACAGCUAAUGUUAUCCUGUUUUUACAUUCAUAUAAUAAUAUUCUCUUUUUUGGUUUACAUACCAUUUUGUUGUGCUGCUAAUUAAACAUACACUGAUCAGCGACAACAUUAAAACUUACUACCUAAUAUUUUGAAGGUACCAACUCUGUUGGAUCAAGGCAUGGACUCUAUAAGACCUCUAAACAUGUCCUGUGGUAUCUGGCACCAAGACAUGCUGUAGAUCUUUUAAGUCCUACAAGUUCUGAGGUGGAGCAUCCAUGGAUUUGUUGUUCCAGCACAUCCAUCAGAUGCUCCAUCAGAUUGAGAUCUGGGGAAUUUGGAGGCCAAGUCAAGAUCUUGAACUCUUUGUCAUGUUCUUCAAACCAUUCCUGAACAAUAUUUGGAGUUUGCCAGGGUGCUUUAUCCUGCUGAAAGGUGCCACCUGAUCUAAAAGAAAACACAAUUUAUUAGACCAGGCAACCUUCUUCUAUUGCUUGACAAUCCAGUUCUGACAAUCACAUCACCAUUGAAGGAACUCCUGGUGGUGGACAGGAAUCACCAUGGGCACUCUGACCGGUCUGCGACUACAAAGCCCAAUACACAGUAAAUUGUGAUGCACUGUGUGUUCUGACACCUUUCUAUCAUGGCUAACAGUAGGGUUGUUUAGCUACUUGAGCUUCAGUAAUUCUUCUGUGUGAUGGAACCAGAUGGGCUACCUACGCUCCACAUGUGCAUCAAUGAGCCUUGGGUGCGCAAUGACCCUAAUGCGUGUUCACCAGUUGGCCUUCCUUGCACCACUUUUGGUAGGAACUAACCCCUGCAUACUGGGAACAUCCCACAAGACUUGGCGUUUAGGAAAUGCUCUGACCCAGUCGUCUAGUCAUCACUAUUUGGCCCUUGUCAAAGUCUCUCAGAUCUUUUCCCUUACCCAUUUUUACUGCUCCCAACAAAUGAAAUUCAAGAACUGACUGUUCACUUGCUGCCUAAUAUAUCUCACCCCUUGACAGGUGCCAUGGUAACAGUAUAAUCAAUGUUAUUCACUUCACCUGUCAGUGGUUUUAAUGUUGUGGCUGAUCAGUGUAUGGUUGAAGCAAUUUAGUGUCUUGGUGCAGAAAUAAUUCCAACGUCAAUAUCAGAUAGAUGUUUUUACUUUUGGCAGAAUUAUACUUUUAUUUGCUGUAGUAAAAAACGUCCUAUAGAUUACAGUUUCUGUGUGUGUGAAGUUUGUUACUGAUAAGUUUCUCCAUCCUCUUCAAAUUAUUUAAUAUUCUCUUCUACUCCCCUUGGCAGGUUGGAAACCUUGGCCUUCUCUUCAUGCUACUAUUUUUCAUCUAUGCAGCACUGGGAGUGGAAUUGUUUGGGAAGCUUGGUGAGUCCUCUGAAUGCUUCUGGGAUUGAGAUAUUUGUGUUAUGACUGUUAAAAAAGUGCCGACAUGAAACCAAAUUUAAGAGGUGGUAUGUUAUAGCCUGGCCGGGGUUUAACUAUAUCAGGAAAUGGUGGCCAUCAUUCCAUUAUUGUUUAAAAAUUAUACAAUCGCAUCUGCUUAUUUUCAAGGGAGUCUAACCUGCAGGAUGCUUUGCAGCUGCUCAUUGCUCGGGUUUUAUUUGAAGAGAGUACGGCAAGAACUCCAUAUUUCUGGAGUGUGAAUUAUUUUCAGUUCAAAGUGAUUUAAAUUUUUUAGACCAAAAUAGACCUACUGAUAUUGUAUAUGCCUAGGAGAAUUUUUCAGUUUCAACUAUUUUAGGCAAAAUUUUAAAUUCACUUUAAAUUCACAACAAUUUAUACUUUAACAAAUAGCCCUGUCGGUGUCGAAGAAAGUAAAGUGUAAAGUUUAUUUUAAAGACCGGAUGAAGAACUAGCUUGUUAAUAUUAUUAUAUUUGGAAUGAUCUUACAUAUCGCACUAUGCUGUUAACAGAAUAGGGGAAAACCAAAAAUGUUGUGAUUUGAGUUCCGUUCAGGCACAACAAAAUGAUUCAAAUUAAACAUUAUUUUUAAAUUUGUGUUCAUAAGUUGCAGAAAUAUAGUAUUUCCUUGUCCUGAAAGCCAGUGAAUAUGCUCAGAGUAACUGUGCAGAAUGACAAAUACCACUUUUUAAACGUACAGCAGGUUUAGCUUUUGUAAAUUAAAAAUAAAAUUUUCUUUAAUAUUUAAAUAUCCUGUUUAGGGAUGUUAAAUGUUUGUAUUAGAGGUGGAGCUUACCGGCACACCGGAGCGGCCACAAUUCACAGUGGCUCCGACAAACCGAAACAAAUCAUGGCUCAUAAACGCCGAAAACAGACGAAACCGCGGAAACACAGAGCGGGGCCCACUGAGGAGCCCACUGAGGAGCCGGCAGAUGCCUUUUUUUCAGGCAUGAAACACCGCAAAAGGGGCGCUGCGGCCUACCAAACGGGCACACGACCACGAGACAUAGCCGGCGAGCUAGCAGCGUGGCUGGAGACCGGCAUCCACAAACAAAUCAGCCCAGACUCCUACUCACAUCAGGAGAUGGGGCCGAGGUCCCAGAAACCAGUGCAGCAAACACCUCAGACACAAAGGGACAUCGGCACCAUGCUGCAAACUCCAAUGUCACGGGCCCAGACCUCCCUCGAGGCCUCACCUAUAAGGUCAGUUGAAGUAGCCUCCUCACACAAACCAACACCAGACCAGUGGGAUAGGGGCCCCGGCAACUAAACAAGACAUUCAAGAGUUGUUAACAUGGCUACAGCAAAACCUUCAACUUAUGUGGCAGACUGACCUUAAGGGCCUAGCGGCUGAAGUCCAAACACUCACAGCUCGUACUCAGGCCACAGAGGAAGAGGAACAAACCCUACAACGAGAACUAACCGACCUGCGUGACACGGUGCAACAAAUACACCUCACACACCUCACUCACCAGGCAAGUCAAACUGCUAGACGACAGAGGGAGAAGAAAGAAUGUGAAACUCAGGGGGGUUCUAGAAACAAUACCUCUAGACGAACUGCCGCACUUCAUACGGCGCCUCGUAGCAUCACUAUUACCCUCACGACAGGCCAAACAUUUUAACUUUGACGGGGUAUACCGGAUUGCCAAAUCACCGAAAGCCCCACAAGAGGCUCUCCGCAACAUCAUCUUAAGGUGCCAGACACUAGCAGACAAGAUAGCCUUAAUGGCCGCCAUCAAAGGGAAAUCGCCAUAGGACUUUGAGCAGUGCCGUAUUACCUUCUUCCAGGACUUAAGCAGGGCCACACUGUUAUGGUGCAAAAGCUUACAACCAAUCACUACCUCUCUCCAGACUGCCGGACUAACAUACAGAUGGGCAACCCCCAGAACACUGUGGGUCACCAAAGAUGACAAAACCUACAAGAUCUCCGACCCGGAGGAGGGCCCAGCACUGCUCAACAUGCUGGGACUCCCCACCAGUGCCAAAGGAUUACCCAUCUCUAGACCUAGAACCCUGGCUAACACACCACCAUCACCUGGCGGAGCAGAUGUAGGCCCAGAGACCUGAAAGAGGCCUGCACAUGAACACGGCAAUGCUGUCACAGAUCUCUCAUUUGUUGUUUAAUGUUUGCUUUGCUCCUUAUGUUUAAUGUUUAACUCAAAAUAACCGACAUGACAAAGACAACCUGAGCUCACCCAGAUGCGACCAGGCACAAAACCUCCAGUGACACAUAACACUAUACUGCACACUACCACCCCCCUUCUGCCCAGGGCCCUUAAAGGACAGGGGACAAGCCACUCAGCAUACGAGCAGACAUAGUACCAAGACUAACCCAGACUACCACCAGAUCAUGCUCCCCAACCUAGACCCCCAAAAAUAGACCUGCACCAACCGGACAAUCGUCCACACACAGAGUCAUAGACCCUACCUAACUUGAGUAUAGACACAGACCCGGGCACCAACCAAAGCAAAGGAGUAUCCCUACCUACACCUAUAGCAGUAGACAAACAACAUACGGUUAGAAGCACUAGAAGGUACAACCCCCACAACUCCACGGAAAGGAUACCCUAGGUAGUGCUACACUGCACUCACACCACACUAAUCAUUUAUACAAGCAGACGGACAGACCCUUAUAACUGCCUAGCCCACUCAAAAUGUGCAAAUGACAUAACAGCCAUACAUGUUUAUUACAUCGCUACCUAAACCAACUAACUGUGAUCAAAGUCAUGACACAAUGCAAAUGUUGUAAUCACCCUAUUUGCACAAAAACAAAAUAAAGAAUUUAUAAAAAAAAAAAAAUUUUGUAUUAGGUUAAGGGGAGCACAAUGUCAGCAAAUGGAUCUGUAUAUGGUCAUAAGGCCAUGUGUAAUAAAUAAAUAGGCAAUAAAAAUAUCUGCCUGCAUAUACAUGUAUGUUGUGGACACUACAACGUAGUCCAAGUACAACAGCUUGUACUCUUUGUUACGCAGUGUGUCCAGUAUAUAGUACACGCUUCUUUUAAAGCCUAUAGAGCCACUUUGCAGGCUACUGUUAGUGUUGUCCCAUGGCAAGUCUGCCCCCUGGAGGGCAUUCUAUAUUAGAUACAGCAUUAUUCACUAAACUGAAUUUUCUGGAAUUCAAAGUAAAUUUCACGUUUUAGACCAAAAUAGUAAAUUAGAAAAAUUCUGCGAUUCUUUAUUUCAACUAUUUUGGUCUAUUUGAAAUUCACUUUGAAUUCCUGCCAUUUUUCUGAAUAAUUCUGACAUUCUCACACUUUCUGUUAUCAGCGAAGUGCUGGGGGUCACUGAUGUAACACAGCAAAGGAGAUCUCUGCCAGAAGGGGUACACAUCUCUGCAAACUGUUCUUUUGAUAUAUUGUAGCUGACUUUGUGAGAGAUGUUGUGUUAUUAUUGGCUAACGCAAGCGAGACUUUCCAGCCCUGUUUCUUGAGAAAAGUUUGUUAGGUACGCUGUUCAUUGCUCCUUUCAAUCAAGCUAUUGUUUUCUGUAUUCCUGUCCGAUCCUACCCUUCACCGUCCUCAAUUAUUGACUCGGCACAAGAACUAGAAUUCUCUACGGAAUUCUCCUGCAAACUUACAAGCUCUGGAAAAUAAAUAGCUCAUUAAGGAGCUGGCAGGAGUGAUGCCUGUCUGUCCAUAAUGAAAACUUAAUGGACCUGUUUUAUUUAAUAGGGAUUUUUUUCUUCUUUUUUUUAAUUUUUUUGGACUGUUUAUUGCCUUUCCUAGAAUCUUAAAACUAUGAAAAGUAAAAAUGUACCUGACUCCUGUGAAAUCUAAUGUAUGGCUCUCAUUAAACUAAAUCACUGAAAGAAUCUCUGUCACUUCAGCCUUUGUGGAUUGACUCUCACAUCAAUCUCAGUCCUGUUUGGACUGCGGGAAUUGCAGUCCAAACAAGUUACAGUACUUGUAUACUUACCUUCAUGAUGUUGGGGGGGAUGCCUGAGCAUCAUGAGGGUUGUAUUUCACAGCACAUAGAAUGGAUUGCUGAUCUCAAGAAUCUCAAUAGUUCCACUUAGAUUAGAGAUUUCAAACUCUGACCCCCCCCCCCUCCCAUCCCCCAAGAUGCUGUUGGCCUACAACUCCCAGAAUUCUUUAAAUACAACAGAUGGCCAGAGAAUCAUGGAAGUUUUAGUUCAGCAAUAUCUUGGGGGGCAGAGUGAGAUGCCUCAUUUAGACAAGAACUUUUUCUUCCCCUGCAGUGUGUAAUGAAGAUAAUCUGUGUGAAGGACUCAGCAGGCACGCUACGUUUGAGAAUUUCGGGAUGGCGUUUCUAACUCUGUUCCGUGUCUCCACGGGUGACAACUGGAACGGCAUCAUGAAGGUGAGAGACGAUAACUUGCUUUAUAUCCCAGAAUGUUCUUCAAUAUUUUACUACAUUGCAGCGCAGGAAAUCUUCAGGAACCCAUAUUACCCUCCUGCUGGGAUCUGGCCUACGUGUUUGUUUUUAGACUUCCAUCUUUCUCUCUGCAUUUUCCACAAUGAAUUUUUAAGAAAUCUGAACCCCACUCCAGCUGUGUUUACGUCUCCUGCACAGGCAGACAAAUGUUUGCUCCUCAUCUCAAUUUCAAGGCUUCCUCAGCUAGGCAGGUUCUCUCCGCUGUGAACACAGAAGCUGGGGAGCAUGAUAACGUCUGUCUCUAGUUGUGAUGUGCGUGUUGAGCAUGUUAUACUUAUUGAGGGGCUCUGAAGACACCAGUAGCCACAAGAACGAAGGUUGACUUCCUGUCUUGAUAUCAUUAGAGCAUAGAGAUCCAUUAUUUUCUAUUCAUGCAAUUUUACACCUAUUUUAUCUGUUGAUCCUGUGCAAACAUUUUUAAAUCUAUCCAUUUAUUUAACAAUUCCUUUAAAACUGACACCGUGUGACUCAUGUAACCCAAACACGGAUAUGCUCACAUUUCAUUGUGUCAUCAAACUAUCUGAAUGCUUAAGUGACCAAAAAAAAAAACCACCACACUCCCAGGGCAAUCCAGUGUUAAAUCAUUUCCUGCCAGGGAAAUGUAUUGCCCACGACUCUGAAUAUCUGUGUGAUUCAUAUAUUGCUACAAAAACACUGACGGUUGUUAUCAUAUUGUUAUGAUGAAUGUUUAUCUAAUGCCAUACCAGGCAAGAAACAGUGAGUGACAGAUUGCCCUCUCCACUCCCCUGGUGAGCUACAUGUACCACCAUGACUUUUUUAAUAAUUACGAAAGUUGAUUUAAUGUUGCUACAAUAUGGAGCAAUAAAUGUAAAGGGCAUUCUCUAUUGUCUAUAACAUAAGAAGAGCCAGUAAAAACAGAUAUUCCAAAGUAAUUUUUCUGUUUUGCGGUUCCAGCCAAUGCAUUUAAUGACUGAAAAAUAACUAUUGACAUUCAGUUACUGCCGGCAUCAUAAUUAUCUAGGGUGUAGAUUUCACGAUUGUUAUAUGUAUUUAUUCGCUUUACACACCAACGGAGAAGUCUAGAACACUCAGAAAUACAGAAAUACAAUGUAGCACAAAAGGAUCAGGUCUAGGUCUGUGCCUACAUCAUAUGUUGGGUUUAUGAAGACACUUUUUUUUGUUUUAAACUUUUAUAAAGUCUACUAAGUGUCAAAAGUACCCAAAUGCCUGCAGUCAACUUGUGACUGAAUUAUUGGUUCUCCCCGAGAGGAAGAAUAAAAGAAUGUCUUUGGUCACUGGAGUCAGAGACCACAAUGGAACAAAGAUUUUGAAUAUGGAUUAAGAGGUGUAUUAGCUGUGACUUUAAUAAGGUAUGAUAGCAGUGUCGGCACAUAUUUCGAUUUACCUACGGCUAGUAUUAUCUCCCUUCUCUACAGGAUACAUAUUGACAUAGACAAAAGGCUUUUAAUUUUUGACAAUAGAUGAUUUUGAGAAAAAUAAUACUACUCAGUGCUUACUUCUCCUACUAAAUAUGUCUUUUUUGAGAGUGUUGUAUAGACACUGUGUUACGGGAGUGGGCGUGGGUGGAUUCACAAUUUAAUAGUGGUAUAAAGCUAUAAUCCUGUAACCUAGUACAGCCUUAUUUUUCCAUUCUUCUUUGUUUUCUUGUUCAUCCUCUUCCUUCUUCCACCACCAUUCUCCACCAGAACAUGUAAUUUCCUGUUUCUUAGGCUCCUGUAUCAGUUGUAUUUUGCUGAUAGUUGCAAUACUCAAAUUGAAACAAAUUAAAACAAUGCAUGGUGAAAAUUGUAACAAGGUAACAAUAUUUUAUGUCUUUUUUCAUUGAUUAGGACACACUCCGAGAAUGCAACAGUGACGACAAGCAUUGCCUCACCUACCUGCCUAUCAUCUCCCCUGUCUAUUUUGUCACCUUUGUCCUGAUCGCCCAGUUUGUCCUGGUUAAUGUUGUGGUAGCAGUGUUAAUGAAGCACUUGGAGGAGAGCAACAAAGAAGCCAAAGAAGAUGCAGAGAUGGACGCAGAGAUCGAAAUGGAGAUGUCACGGGCACUGACUCCAGCUGCUGGAAGCGGCAGCCCUGUUCCAGACAACAAGGCAAUCACCAGGAACAUUAUCCCCGUGAAGACAGAACACCCAGUCCUGCUGAAACAAGCCAGGGUAAAAAAGAUAAGCACUUUAGAAAAUGAAUUAUCCUUCCGUUAUGUAAUAUGAUGUCCACAUCGAGGGAUAGAAUGAAGCAUAGGUCUAAGCUACAGGAUUCAUAGCACCACAACCCACAGAUCACAUCUAAAAUAGAACAAUCUGGAUGUUGCUAUCCGAGUUCUAAGUGAGAACACUUAACAGCGAGUCAAUGGAAGCUCAACAAUGCAGAGAUUCCAUCUCCUACUAGCCAAAUACAGUUUGCCAAUAUAGGGCUCCUGUAACCCCCUGUUAAAUCAACAAAGAGAUUAUAUAUCUUCUAGGUAACAUCUAAAAAUGAAUGGAUGUUGUUGAUCAGUUUUACAAUCCAUUUCCAUUAUGUGUUUCAAGAUGGUCAAUGGUUGGGCAACAAAAUUUAGAGCUGUGAGUUUAUUGUACUAAAACAAAACUGUCAAACCCCCCUCCCCACCCUUCCCUCCCGGUGUUCUCUCUUUGAGUGCUGCUCGGAAUGGGGCAGUGGAGAUCAUUCAUGCUUUGUCGAGCAAAAGCGGAGUGAGUACCACUUAUAUGGCAGCAAUCAUGGACAAAACACAGUGAACGUUGACAGUGUUACUUUAGUGGGCAUUCCGUAUACGAUAAUCACUUAUGUUCCUUACAUCGAUUACGGAGUAUGAAACUUUGUGGACUUACAUGCACCUUGGGUCAGACACAGUUUGAAAAAUGAGGGUUAGUCUCUCUUGUUUUCCCUGCUUCACUUCCUGCACAGAUGCAGGAAAGACCAGAGAGACUGUCGGUUUUCAAACGCUGUCUGAGCCAACGUGCAUGUAUAUGUCUGAAAGAUCCUGCCAUAGAUCCUGCCAUCCAAAAGGUAAGGAUGGAUUUUUCACUCUUUAUUUAUUUUUUUUAUAUACACUUAAUUUUAUAUAUAUAUAUAUAUAUAUAUAUAUAUAUAUAUAUAUAUAUAUAUAUAUAAAUGACAGUGUCAAAGGUUGCACUCACGGAUUCAUUAAAAAGUUACUUUUAUUAAAUUUUCCUUAAAAAUCGACGUUUCAGUCCUAUUCAAGGACUUUCAUCAGGAUUAUGUAAACAGUAUAUAACAAACAAUUUGACAAUAUAUAGGAUGCAAUAAAUUACAAAUAGACUCACCACAGGUGCUCCGUGCUAAGACCGGCGUUCAAACCGGAAGUGUGCGCAUGUGCGGGAAAUCUCCGCCCCCCAGCGUGACGUCAUGCGUACAGCGCCGUCGUUACCACGGUAACGCUGCUAAAUAUAAACAGUAAAAUAUUGCGAUCUAAAUAUAUGCUGGGCAAACAUACCAAAACAGUGAUCUGAAUGUAGUGAUCUAAACAUAAGUGACAUAUUAAUUAAGAACACCAGAUACUGGCAUAAGACAAGUAUAAAUGUGGUUGCUCAGAUAAACCGGUUGCAAAACAUUUUUUUGAAUUAAAGCAUCCAUUGGCUACAUUGAAAUUUAUGGCCAUUGACCAUAUCCCUGUCCCUAGAAGAGGGGGUGAUAGGGGGAAAAUGCUACUCAAUAAAGAAGCUUAUUGGAUACAUGAGCUGGACACUGUGUCUCCAAAAGGAUUAAAUGAAGCUUUGUCUUUACACUCCUUUUUGUAAUUAUUUUGGCCUGAAUGCCCCUCAAUGUUCUUUUAAUGUGCGAUUUUAUAUUUAUGUUUAUUCCACGUUUUCCUACAUGCAUUUUUUAUAUGAUGAUUUUGCUGUCGUCCUCUUAUUAGAUAAUAGAUUGUAUACAAGCAAGCAUCAGUACUUAUUUUUAGAAAUUUGAUCUAUAUGCUCUGAUGCUGGAUAUAAUAGUGACACUAAUUAAUUAAUUUUUUGAAGGUAUACAUUUUUAGAGUGACGAAGGAGCAAAAGUAGAAAAAAAGUUUUGAAUAAUUUUUUGGUUGAUCAGUUUAUUAUUAUAUGCAUCUAGUCAUUGGGGUUUCUUGAAUAUUUAUACAAACUGUAUUGGGUCACAAUAUAUUCACAUUAGCACUCUGGCACUUUAAAUUUUGCACGUUCAUAGCACUUUAAGUGAAGAUUUCAUUCUGCACUAGCACUUAUUAUGACCCAUUAGCACUUUAUUAAUAUAUACAGUCCACAUUUAUACUUGUCUUAUGCCAGUAUCUGGUGUUCUUAAUUAAUAUGUCACUUAUGUUUAGAUCACUACAUUCAGAUCACUGUUUUGGUAUGUUUGCCCAGCAUAUAUUUAGAUCGCAAUAUUUUACUGUUUAUAUUUAGCCGCGUUACCGUGGUAACGACGGCGCUGUACGCAUGACGUCACGCUGGGGGGCGGAGAUUUCCCGCACAUGCGCACACUUCCGGUUUGAACGCCGUUCUUAGCACGGAGCACCUGUGGUGAGUCUAUUUGUAAUUUAUUGCAUCCUAUAUAUUGUCAAAUUGUUUGUUAUAUACUGUUUACAUAAUCCUGAUGAAAGUCCUUGAAUAGGACUGAAACGUCGAUUUUUAAGGAAAAUUUAAUAAAAGUUACUUUUUAAUGAAUCCGUGACACUGUCAUUUGCAUAUUUGGAGCCCUGGGAGUGCACCCGGUCUGGAAAUGUGGAGUAUGAGUGCAAGGUAUAGUGCCUUUUUCUUUAUAUAUAUAUAUAUAUAUAUAUAUAAAUUAAAAUACUUGACAAAAGAUAUUAUUAAACAAUGCUGAGGUGACAGCUGUCCUAUAAGCCACUUUGUAGAUGCUAAUAUUUUUUGGAGAAAUUUGACUCAAUUUAUUUCAUGAGCAAAAGAACAUGAGGCGGCAGAACUACAUGUGGCUUAGGGACAUGCACACUACUCCCACUGAAAACAGAAGAUUAGUCACUUGGUAUUUAGACCUUGAGAAUUUGUAGCAAACAACCAGAAUUAUUUAUUUAUGUUGUUAAUGUUUUAUCUCCAUAAUACAUUAAAUGGGGUGGGUCUACUCCAUUGGAAAGUCCUUUUAAACACUGGAGAGCAAUUAACAUUUCGGUUUAGCCUUGGAGGGCUUUUGGAAUGAAGUAUUUUAAGUUUAAGUGUUAAGUGCUACAUUUUAAAAAUGACUUGAAAAACCAAGACAUGUAAAAAAAAAUUAUAAGUCACCGUGGUAAAAUGCGAGGUAUGGCUGACUUAUCUGUGAGGGUUUACAUAGUGAGUUGACAUUUGACUUAACCUCCUAAAAAUAAAUUCCUAAUAUAUGCUAAAUGGAUGUUUGUUUCCUUAAUUAUGCACUAAAGGGAGCACUGAGCCAGGAGAGUGUGACUUUAGUGAUCCCAGAAUCAGUGGAGGCAUCUGCCUGGGUGAAGGAUACAGCACCACCGUCCCCUAUCCCCUACAAGCACGGUUUGCGACUACCCCUCCAGCCCAGCGUACAUGGGCACGAGGUGAUUCCUCCCAAUCUGCGUUACUGUGUUGUGUAGCAAAUGUGCUUUCUGCAUCUUCAUUGCUUUCCAGCUUCUGCCUGACUCUGUGCCCCUGCACGUAGGAAGCCUCCUGCCCCAAAUGUAUGAAACAUCUGAUUUAUGUCAGCUUUCUAAAGAGUUAGUCGCAGUGAGCCAAUAACCCGUUAUAGGCCAAGAUAGCCGAAUCGGAAAAUGCAGCCAGCGAUUUGCAAUCAUUGUUCGGAAGGAAAAUCCUGAAGGACACCUAUCAAAAGUAUUUCCCUAGAAAGCUAUAGUCCUUUAACCUUCUGGGUUUGUUCUGGCCCUUCCACCUAUCAUUUUUAAUUUUAUAGCAUAAACAUUAAAAAAUCCCCAUGUACUUCCAAUGUUUGAAAUGUCCAUUUUGAUACCCGAGCUCUGCAGUAAGGUUCAAAUGUGAACAGUUCCCAUACCUACCUUUCACCAUGUGGGCGCAAUUAACCCAGAUCCUGAUGUAUGCAAGUAGAGAUUGCUUUUCACAACACUUUGCACCAUAGGGGCAUUAACGCACAUCUGGUACACGCUAGCUGUUUGUUAAAUGUGAGUUGGAAAAGGGCUUUUAUCAGCACCAAUGCUUUGCUAACAUUAGUCUGUCUCCAAAAUGUUUUGAAGCACACAAAGCACAUUACUAGCAGCACUGAACUUUAACGCUAUGUAUUUUAGAGCAGUUUUAUGUAACAGUAAAAGUAUCACCAGGAGGUGAUAUUUAGGUUUGGAUAUUAGCAAGUUUGCACUGGAUGUUAUUUAAUUGGCUUGUGGAUAUCGUAAUUGCAAUUGCUUCCUCCUGCAAGACUCUCUGCUGGUUAAAUAUGCUACCUAUUUUUCCCGUGUAAUGCUUUUGUCUGUUCUUGCUCUGCAGGAUGGUGAUGUCUACUUGAGAGAUGGUGCUGGCUCUCAGACCCUACUGGCAGUAAGAAAGGUCUCCGUAUCCAGAAUGCUGUCAUUACCCAAUGACAGCUACAUGUUUCGUCCUGUCCUGCCAGCCAAAGCUUCGUACCCUCUGCGUGAAGUAGACACUUAUGAAGACACUUCUCUAAAUGGUAAUUGAUGAUAUGACAAAGCUUUGAUGUUAUCUGAUUAAAAACUUAAAGGGAUCUAUUAAUCAAAGAGCGUGUGCAAACAGCUGCGUUAACAAAGAUAUCUUUUUAAAAAUGUCAGGCGUAAAUAGAAAUGCCUUUUUAUACAGAUUUCGAGGGGGGUUUAUUUUGGUCCUUGGCCGCUUACUUGUUGGUGGAGGAAGGGUAACCACAUCCACCAAUCAGAAUGCAGCAGAUGCAAACUGUUGUUACUAAAAUUCAGGGGACAGCAGGCAGAACAAAUUAGACGAUAGGUAGCUAACACCGAAACUGCAGAUAGCGUUCCUUGAAUCUCCACUAACCAUGAAUGCCAUAAAAAUAAAAAGUGAAAUUUCAAAGUAAAGCACUGUUUUAUUGCUCUGAGUUUAACCCCUUAAGGACCAAACUUCUGGAAUAAAAGGGAAUCAUGACAUGUCACACAUGUCAUGUGUCCUUAAGGGGUUAAAAAAAAUCAAAGGAAAGAGGAGUGCAUGAAAUGAUGAUUUAAAGACAAAUAAUAGCAAAAUAAAAGGCAUGUUUUGGGAUCAGUUUUUUUUUCCCAUAGGAAGAGUUCAGAGCCUUCGCUGAGAAAUGUUGCUUGUUUAAACAAAGCCUUGCAUCCUCUGAUGUCACAGAUUUACUGAAUUAAAUUUUGCAAAACCAGGAGCUGAUAUUCUGUGCAAUUUGGCAGCUGCUUUCAUUUUUUUUAUUUUUUUAUUUUUUAUUAUUGGCCUGAAUAUCAGCUCCUGGACAAACAUUCACCCUGGUGGAAAACUGGUUUUGCAUAGUUUAAAUAGUGUGGUGAAUUUUGUACCAGUCUCUUCAGAGCGAUAUUUAGCAGAUAAACCCCUACUCCCAGCACCUUCUUAAAAAAACAAAAAUGCUAUAUUUUUCAUAUAGUAAUCUUCUCCCUUUGUAUUUACGUAUUCAUUGAACUAAAGUUAAAAAAAAAAAACACUUCACAGGAUUUGUAGUAUUAUGUUUACUUAUCUCUAUAUCUAACAAAUAUGUAUUUGUGAAAUAUAAAAAUUAAAAUCAAAAGUAGAAAUCUGCACCUUUUUAUUCUGUGACUCCCUAGUUUAGCUCCCGGUCAAUCAGUUAUAAACGUUGUCCUUUGCACCUGAUAGUCAGCAUGGAGAAGGUAUACAGAGAGGAGGAGAAAUUAAGAUGUUUCUCUUUUUCAUCCUCAUUUGAGUCCUGCUUUGCCGUGUCUGAACUGGAUUAUAAUUCAUUUGCUAUGCAUUUAAAUAAAAGGUCAGGUGUAUGCUAGUAACAAUGUUAAAGGGUUACUCCAACCACCAUAACCACUUCAGUGAUUUGAAGUGGUGGUGGUAGGAGUAAGUAUGAGCAAUGUUUUUGCUUGUGUUAUUUGUAAUUGUGUGCUGGGGGCUAGUUGCUCACCCAUCACAACUCUGUUCCGGGUUGGCAAUGUCAAUUCUGUGAAUAAAGUAUGUCUGUUGUCAGUGCGGUUCCUCGGUUUGGACCAAUCUGCCUCGUUGCCUGACAUAAUCAGAAUUGAUGUGACAUAAUUAGAAUUGAUGAUCUCAGCCAAUCACAAUGUUUUCCCAUGUAGAUGCAUUGAAUCAAUGCAUAUCUAUUGGGUAAGUUCAGUAUCUCCAUGCAGAGCAUGGAGACGCUGAACGUCGGUGCUGCACAGUGUGCAGAACUGACACAGGAAGCACCUAUAGUGGCCGUCUGAGGAGUGGCAACUAGAGGUAUUCCUAGGCUGUAAUAUAAACACUGCCUUUUCUCUGAAAAGACAGUGUCUACUGUAAAAAGCCUGCAGGGACUCACUAUACUCACCAUAACAACUACAUUAAGCUGUAGUUGUUCUGGUGACUAUAGUGUCCCUUUAACUUAUCUGGGGAGGUUUUGUUUUUUUCAUUAAACCAGUCCAUUUAAGUGUUGUGCAUAGUGUAAAUCACUAUUACCCACACAUACCCAGUUAUAUAUCUACACCGAGAAAGCCUUCAUCAAAAUAUAAAUAUGAACACUUUGGCAUGUUUGAUAGAUUACAUGAAGCACCCGUGCACAACAAAAGUGGUUCUUAGCAGUGCACCCUUCAUGACUUUGCUUUCACCUAGUGUCCUAGUGGAGGAAUGGGUGAGUUGUGCCCCAGUCACAUAGUACUUUCAUCCCUAAUCCCACCCAGUACAUUCUUUAUCACACUGUUCCCUGCUGUUUCGGAGAGGUGUUGCACCUUUGAUGCGGUGUUUGGAGCAGUGAACAAUCCAUGCAUAAUUCUUCUGUGAAACCCCAGAGAUCUAUUUGGUGCGACAUAAAUUAAAGGUUAUUCUUAAUACUGCUUUAUAGUUGUAAAUUUCUCCUUCUUUUAGUAUUUUAUUAAAUUGCUUGAGGUAGACCAAUCUCUGGCAAGACCUUACAGAUUAUUGCCACUUUACACAAAUUCCAAAGUUGUAAGCAGCAGGAUUAAUCAGUAUAUGUCUCUCUCCAAAAUGCAGGGUCGGUUACAUCAGUCCAUUCCCAAGCCAGUGAUAUCAGUUCUUUGCUAAAAUUACCUGUGGAAUGUCAACCUUUACCAUCCUGCCACCUGGACCCAGAGGACAUGCCUAAAAUCCCACCUCCAAUCUCCACCUCCAGAUCUCCAAGUCUUAACAGACUAUUACGCAGACAGGUAAAUAUAUAUUUUUUUGGCAUUUUUUUAAUAGGCAGCAUAAACCUUUUAUAGACUACAAAAUAAUAUUCUCCUUUUUUAUUCUGUCAUUUUCCAAUCUCAAACACACAAUUAUCAGUCUUUACUUUGAAUACAGGGUUUGAAGUGUCUAUGCAUGUAAGGCUUGACUGUUGUCUUUGGUUCUUGGUUUUUAGGAGGCCAUACGGAUGGAUUCAGUUGAUUAUCACACUGAAGAAUCUAGUGACAGUCUUCAGGCUGAUUCUACGGAGAGCUUAAAUGUGAGGACUCCAUCACUAACUACAUUAGUUCCAAAUUUGCUUUGCCCCACUCCUCUCUCUCUGCAGGGAACCCCGCAGUCUUCCCCCAUACUCUCUUCUCACCACAGAAAGUCAAGUGUCCGCACACGCAAACAUGUAUACAGCCAACACAGUAUUCCCAGCCGGCCUUCAAGCGGCAGCAGCACCAACACCAACCCAGAGGAAUCUACAUUUGAGUCCUCAGACCUGGCUGAUGAAGAGGUCAGCCAUAUAAACAGCUCAGCAAAGGGCUGGCGAGGACAAUCGCAUAAUAGGAGUCACUCUGUCUCUCCUUUCAUCUCCCAACCUUCAUCUCCUCCUCUACUAAAGAACUGCAAUAGCACAGCCAGCCUGGCAGGAACCGGCAACAAAGACAAAGACUUGAAGAAGUUCUACAGUGUUGAUACGCAAGGAUUCUUAACAAAGCCCAUGUGGGCAGAAGACCAAAGGAGGCAUUCCAUUGAGAUUUGCUCCUCCAUUGAUGAUGGAGACUCCUGCUUUGAUCUGUCCAUCGAAGAUAAACAUGACUCUUCUGUUCAUAUUCAGUCUGACCCAGAGUACAUCAAUGGAGUUAGGAGGAAAAAAAAGAUGAGUCCACCCUGUAUUUCUAUAGAACCUCCCAUGGAGGAUGAAGGUGUCACAGCUCCCUGUACCAAAGCAUCAGAAAAUAGUAUGAUGUUAAGAAGGAGAACACCAUCUUGUGAAUCCACUGCAUACAGGGACUCUUUAGAUCUUAGCGACAACCAAGUUGUUGACCAAACGUCAAAAACUGAUAGACGGAUCCAGACUCCUUGUCGCAAUGAACACUUGAUAAUACCCAGCUAUUCUUUUGAUCAGCUGGAUACGAACAGCUUUUCGGACCUUUUAACAGACGGUGGAUGCUCCACUCCUCCAUCAGUUGGCCUUGUGGAUUCUAGGCCUGAACCAGCGGCUUUAGAUAGUAAACAAAAAGACCAUCUCCAAAUACAGAGCACCAAUCUCGAAAACAGCAACAGAGAUUUAAUUGGCAUUGGUAUGGGUUCCUUGAAAAAGCUUGCACUAGUGAACUCUUCUAAAACAACAGAGGAUACAAUAAAUAAACCGUUAUAGCCGUUAAGGAUUUGAGACAUUUUAAAUUGACUAGCUUGAUGAACCACUGGAUAGACGGGUCUUAUAAUCCCCUUUGGGUGUUAGUGUUUUCAAUAUGCUGUGGGCUCACGAGGAAUAAUGAAUAAAAAAAGGAAAGAUUUGCAGAUGGUUUGAAUUAAAAUUUUCUUCUUUUGUUUGGUUUUAUAAACGGAAUACGGAGUUAACUUUCCAUAUAACCUCAAUCACAUUGAUUCGAGUUUUCUUUUUUUUUUUUUUAAUGUUUUUUUUAUUUCUAUUUUUAAGCUGGCACUUUUUAUUGUGCAAAGACACAGCAUACAGAAGUGCUGAAAUAUGAAGACUUGUACAUUAUCUGUAUAUCAGCAUUAUAAAUAAAAUAGAAAUAAUGUAUUUGUGAAAAAUAGGUAGUCUGUCUUUGUGAUGCAAAGAUAUCAGGUUUCCUCCUAAUUGGGUUACCAAAGAUUCUAUCUCCUACACAGGACAAUCAUCAAGAGGGGACAGGCAGUAACCCAGAACGUUUAUUUUUGUAAUACAUGUGCUAAUUUACAAUAGAACAAUAGUAGAGUAGAAUCUAUG